AAAAAAGUUUGGUGGAGAGGAGAGAGAAGGGUUUGCUUAGUGUGACUUGUGGUUUGUACGCUUGGGAAGUUCUAACAUUUUCUUAACUCGGGGUAGUUCUAAUAUUUUUUUGACACACAACUCAAAAAAAAGCUUGCUAACAUGGGAACUGAGACUAACAAAGAUGACCGUAACACGCCUGAGUAUCUAGCACAGUUACUAAAAGAUAAAAAACAAAUUCAAGCCCUACCAAAUGUUUUCAUUCAUACGGAGAAAAUUUUAGACGAAGGUAAGUUGAGCCUGAAAACUUUUGAAAACGACACUUGUUCGGUUUUGAAUUUAAUUAUUGUUUGGUGUGGAUCAUUCGAAAGAUGCAAUCAAUAAUAUUUUCUCGUUUGGAUUACACGUAUUUCAUAGUCUAUGAUUUCAUUUUGUUUGAAAAGAAACAUUUGAGGAUGAUGAAUUUUAUUAUUGUGUAAUCAAUGGCUGAGCUCGUAAACUUUUUCCCGAGGCUGUUAGUGUCGAGGCUAAACCAGUGAUAAAAGUUAUUUAAGUUAAAUUUAUUUUUAAGAUUUUGCAAAAUUUCAACGUUGAAAGUGUUUCCCCUCCAGUAAAUAAUAGUUGAAGUGAUGAAAAGUUUGGCUUUGCUAAAAUAUAGCCGCAUUCCUAUGCUCUCCGUAGCCUGAAAUCGGGCAGCCAUCUUGAACUCGUCAUACACCGAACUGGGCCGGUCUAGGAGGGUUCGGAGAAAGGCACAGCACCUUUCCGACUGGGGUCUGGGGUACAGAUUUAACUUGUUGAUGGCGCGUGUUUAAAAAAAAAAUCACUCAUGCAUAGAAAGCUACCCGUUGCCUGAUACUAAUAUUAACGUUUCUUUAGAUAACUAAGCAAGCAUUGGUCUGGGUAAUAGGAUCAAUACGUUUUAAAAUAAUCUUUUAAUUUAUAAUAAUGGCAUUAAUGCUGAUCUGACUUUAUAGGCCUACUACCUGUCUUAUGAGGUUUUCUUGUAAGUUGUUCAAACAAAGAGAUACCCUAUUGACAUGUGGUUGGCUGUGUGGGCCCACAGUAAAAUUAGACAUUGUGGCGAAUUUAACGGUCCUAUUAAGUACUAAGUAUGAUGUACACCAAUUUUAGAUUUAAGUUUACUUCUGUAAUGUUACGUUACAUUGUAUUUAGAUUUAGGCUAUGUCAAUGUCUGUCACAGAGUCAGUGGGAGUGUUAAAUCAUAGACCAGCCUACUUACUGCCUAUCUGUAGACUCUGUUAGAUCCAUGGGAAUGACUUAUUUCAUUUCUGUUACCCUAAUAUUAUAUUGUAAUUAGGGCUCAAUUCUAAGGGGGUCUGUAGCUUGUUGGACAGUAUGUGCCACACUCACAGUACAUACACAUUUAGGUUAGACCUGCCUUUUGGGGAGUGGGGAUUAUGACAGUACAUACACAUUUAGGUUAGACCUGGCUUUCGGGAGUGGGGAUUAUGCCCUAACCAGAUCCCAGGGUUUAGGGCCCCAUUGUUUCUACGUCAAAUGUGUGGAGAGGGGGUUGGUAGGCCAGUAUAUUAAUACAGGGUGUAAACAUUUAGCCUAAUUAACAAUUGCCUAGUAAGUAAAAGCAUUGCCACACUGUUAUUAGAUUAAGGUAUGCAUAGUAUAUUAGUUGCGUUGGCUAUGUGUAGGCAUACAGUUUUUAAUUAGGCCUAAUUUAUACAUUAUUGUAUGCAGGGCUACUAGUAGUUCUUGCUCAACAAGACCUUGGUUUGAAAAUAUAGGGAUACAGGUUUUAUUUAUUGACAAGGACAAGUCCACUCCUAGAUAAAGAGAACUAUUUCAUUCUUAGUUCAGUAUGAAUAGUUAUAUGGAGAAAUCAUAUUUUAAUAACUUGAUUUGAUUAAAUUUUGAUAGCUAAAGACUAAAGCCCUAGAACAAAAAGACUAAAGUCCUAGAACAAAAAGACUAAAGUCCUAGAACAAAAAGACUAAAGUCCUAGAACAAAAAGACUAAAGGCCUAGAACAAAAAGACUAAAGGCCUAGAACAAAAAGACUAAAGUCCUAGAACAAAAAGACUAAAGUCCUAGAACAAAAAGACUAAAGUCCUAGAACAAAAAGACUAAAGUCCUAGAACAAAAAGACUAAAGUCCUAGAACAAAAAGACUAAAGGCCUAGAACAAAAAGACUAAAGUCCUAGAACAAAAAGACUAAAGGCCUAGAACAAAAAGACUAAAGGCCUAGAACAAAAAGACUAAAGUCCUAGAACAAAAAGACUAAAGUCCUAGAACAAAAAGACUAAAGUCCUAGAACAAAAAGACUAAAGUCCUAGAACAAAAAGACUAAAGUCCUAGAACAAAAAGACUAAAGUCCUAGAACAAAAAGACUAAAGUCCUAGAACAAAAAGACUAAAGUCCUAGAACAAAAAGACUAAAGUCCUAGAACAAAAAGACUAAAGUCCUAGAACAAAAAGACUAAAGUCCUAGAAAGAAAAGACUAAAGUCCUAGAACAAAAAGACUAAAGUCCUAGAACAAAAAGACUAAAGGGCUAGAACAAAAAGACUAAAGUCCUAGAACAAAAAGACUAAAGGCCUAGAACAAAAAGACUAAAGGCCUAGAACAAAAAGACUAAAGGCCUAGAACAAAAAGACUAAAGGCCUAGAACAAAAAGACUAAAGUCCUAGAAUAAUUUGUAUAUCUUAUUUCAGUGGUUGCUUUUUCUGCUUGUGGUUUGCUGUCCAGUCAUGACUUGGUCAGUAUUGUACCAGUAGAGCGCAAUCAGAUAAAAAUUGGAUUAAGCCAUCCCUUGAAGUGGUCCUUAACUAGACAACCGAUUUGGCCCUUAUCACCACUGGUUCUCAAAAAGUUGGUGAAAGCAAAGGGUACUUCACAUGCACAGGCUGAGAUAAAAACUUAGCUGCCUUGUUCGUCUUAUCAGAGGUCCUCAUGGUCAGUGAAAGCAUAGUGUACUCCUUGUGCAGUGGUGAAGAUAACAUCCCCCACCACCCCGCAAUACAACAAACAUGUCCUCAGUCGUGGUUCAGAAUAUUUUUUGUUUAGUUAUUUUGGUGAAAUCAAAGUUUUAAGAGCCGAUGGUCUCAAGUUAACAGAAUUUUAUUCAGCCAAAAUUUCCAAAUAUAUCUUUUUUUAAUUGAUUUUACUUCAGCACCAGGUUUAACUACAGUAAUAGGGGGGGGGGGAAUACAAUUUUAUCCUGGUGCUUGUAGGCUGUUGUAAAACUAGUUUUGUGUUAGAUUAAUUGUAUUGUUAUUUAAAGCUUAGCCAUGGUCCCUCUGUCAGCAUAAAAUUUUAAUAGGUAAUGUGUUGUCUGCUUUACUAAUGAUUAUGUGCAGUACACUUACAGAGGUCAAGGGUCAUGUCUGAUAAUAUUUUAGUUUCCUCUUUGCAUGCCUAACCUUGUGUUUCUAUGUCUGAGUAUCAAGUAUUGUAAAAGUUAUUUUAAAAAAUGUCCCCAUUAAAAUAAUUCGUCCAUUUUUUCACUCUCUUCAAGCCAACUUUAACCGUGUAUUCAAUUUGUGAUUUUUUUUUUUAAACUGCAAAUUUUUUUUGCACACAAUCCAAUCCAAGUUGUUGGAAAAUGCUUUUUGAAAAGGACCAUUAAGUUGAACAAUGCCAGUGGGGCUAAUUAAUAAACUACCCUUUAGCUGAACAAUGCACCCAGACCGCUGUGUCUCAUUUGCAUCUUAAGACAGCAGACAUUUCUAAGGUGUCAUAGCUGAUAGCUUGGUUUGAACUUUUAUAACGGUGUUUAAAUCCAAACUUUCUCUCUUGCAUUUUCCUUUUGAAAGAAAAGUAAUCUCACCAUUUUCCUUGAAGGUAGCAUAAAUCAAAGGUCAAAGGUUAGCUUCUUAUAACUUGAACUUCUGAUGGAGGUGUUGUGCUCUCUGCUCAAUCACUUUAUUAUUUUAACACUGUUAUUUCACUGUCCAUUUGAUAUUGUAGCAUUAGGGAUUUUUUAAAAUAUCUUUUUAAUCUCUGUUUCUUUACUAAUUGAGUCAUAAACACGUUUGCCUAAUGUUUCCUCAUAGCCCUGAAUAAUCUUCAACACAUAUAUUAAUAUUGAGCAGAUAACAGUGGUAAAAAAAUAUAAUCGCACAAUAAUUAUUUUAACCCUUCAAAAUUAUUAAAAGAUUACUUUACUAGUUUAACCCUUUAAAUACCACGGUUUAUUAAUGUAUUAGUAUGUAACCUGGUUGUGUUUAUCGUGUCUAUAAAUAGUCUUGUGCAACAAGUGAACCCAGAUUUAAAAAAAUAUAUACACAAAGAUAAUGGGUAAAAUGUCAACAUUCUGUUACCGAACCAAUGACAGUUCUUGCUGGAUUCUCAAACACCUUUCACAGGUAAAAAAAAUUAUAUUUUCAUUUGUUUUAUUUUUUAUUUUUAUUUUUUGGUCUGAUAUUAUAUUAAAAUUGGUUUCUAUUACUUGGCCUCAUUAUCUUGACCUGUCAAUCUUAUGUUUCUAGUAUCCUCCCAUUCAAACAACUAAAAUUGACCAAAACAAUAAUUUAACAUUUCCAUUGCUUAAAUUGUGUCAUUGAUUUUUAAGUUUUAAGAGAAAAAUCCCCCUUCUGUCCCAGCAUCUUGUAUUGUUCAUCAAGGUUACUGCUCAAAUCAAUUCCUAUAUUACCUUGAAAAAAAAAUUACUACAUCUUCAGUUCCAUAUUAGAAUUGCUGUCAAUUUCCUAGGUUUUUUUGCGUGGUGUCUGUUUAUCCAUUAGUUCUGUCCAAGUAAACUUCUGGCCUCCCAGUUUCUUUGUUUUCCCGGGAGACGUCCUUAUUGAGAGUUUAAAUAAUUGCUUCUGUGCAAUAUUUAAUCAGGAAAUAGAAACAGGAGAACAUGCCCCUCCCCCCCCCCCCCCGCCCUCUUUCUGUUGGUGCACUGCACUUGUGGCAAUGCCCAUUACUUAUUUCCUCACAACUUUUAAAAAUCUUUGUUUUCCCGGGAGACGUCCUUAUUGAGAGUUUAAAUAAUUGCUUCUGUGCAAUAUUUAAUCAGGAAAUAGAAACAGGAGAACAUGCCCAUCACCCCCCCCCGCCCUCUUUCUGUUGGUGCACUGCACUUGUGGCAAUGCCCAUUACUUAUUUCCUCACAACUUUUAAAAAAAUGUUUACAUUUUCUUGAGGGAAGGCUUCAUCCUUCCAGUUGGAAGGCUUCAUCCUUCCAGUUGAUGACAAAUAGAUUUCAUUGAUUAAUUUUAGUAUUGAUUAAUUGUGGAAUUGAAGUGUGUGUGAAUACCGGGAGCUAUGUGUUAUGUUAAAGAACUGUGUCCAGCUCAAAGAGAUAUUGAUUGGCUGUGGUAGACCUGGAUCAGUCAGUCUUGGAGGGGACUCCCAGGCCUUCGUCCCUUCGCUGAUAAUUUUGUUGAUGGUAAUUGUGUCGCCACUGAUCAAGUUCCUAUUAUUCAAAAGAAUAAAAAAUUUUUUUCAAAAGAAAGGUUUUUGGCUUUGUCCUAAGAGAUUGAAAGGAAGAAUUGACCACUGCCGGCACCGGAAUUUUAUAACGGUCAAAUUUGAAGAAAGGUAGGUGGGGGUGGAGAUCACUGGAAGAACCCAACCUGUCUUCACAAUAUGCAUAGCAAAAUUCUUGGUGCAUUAAAAAUAAAAUUGCUGAAAAGAAGAUGUGAUGAAAGGGCAGUUGUCUACAUUUUGAGUGUGUAUAUAAUCGGCACUUACCACAUCUUCUUUAUUCACCCCCUCCCCUCACAAAUGAUCACUACGAGGGUGUAUGCAAGAGCAAACGGAAUUUGUGUGAUGAUGGUUUGAGGGGAGGGUGUUUGAACCAUAGAUAUGAUGUCUUAAACAGGGGAUGGUGUCUUAUAAAAUAAGGGAGGUAGUGUUUUACCAUAGUACAAGUACAAUCCUUGUUCUUCCAAGUGUGGAACUAAAGUGGAAGAUGAUUUUGUUCCUCAUUGUGUUAAGUAAGUGCAAUAGCACCAAAGGAUAAUGAAAUUUGGUUCACUCUUUGCCUUGUUUACAUAGCCCUCUUUCUGUGGGGGGUGGUUUGGGGGUAGGGGUGGUGCCGGUUAUGUGGUGGGGUUGGGAGGAUAUGGGCUGCUUGCUACAGGAGGGUAGAGGAGGUGCCGGUUAUGUGGUGGGGUUGGGAGGAUAUGGGCUGCUAAAGGAGGGGUUGUUUUAGUUGCGUGCCCUUUCCCCCUUUUUUCCUCGCCAGAGCAGCAUUUCGUCUGUCAUUAUAGUUAAUCUGUUGUCAGUGAAUUUAGACUUGGUGUCUCCGCUUUUAAUAGUUUGGUUGCAAGUUUUCACCUAGUUAUCGUUGUGCAACUUUUUAUAGUGUGCAGUUGUAUAAGUCUUUCAAAUUAACGUUUUUUAAAAUUGUAAAUAACUCAUUCACAGACGUCUGUCUGGCCCGAGCACGCCAUUUUGCAUCCUACGCGUACCACCUGCAAACACAUUUUGGGGAAAUUUUCCACGAUUCGUCUUUAGCCACUCUAUAACUUUCUCUCGGGCCAUUUUAUUCAUGGGCUCGGUUGCUUCCCUUUUAAUCCUUUUCGAUCUCAGAUUUGCAUUGAUGGCUAUUGAUCAAAUUACCGCCCCUGGAAUGGGCCGAGUUCUCGACGAAAGCACAACAGAACAAGAAAAUACGCGGCGCCCCGUCAAUUAGGGCAAUGUGCCCUACUAUCAACCACCCUCCCCCACCCCCACUGCCCGUUUAAAUGGGAUCGAGAGUAAAGAGUCGAGCUUAUCUUGAUUUUGUUAAUGUUGGCUUCCAGCUUGGAAUUUAGGUACUCUCUAUGUCGUCGUAGCUACAGCUUCCCGGAAUUUAGAACUUUUGAAUCUAGAGUUGGGAAAUUUCUUUAGAACUUUUGAAUCUAGAGUUGGGACAUUUCUUUAGAAUUUUUGAAUCUUGAGUUGGGACAUUUCUUUUUUUUUUUUAGAACUUUUGAAUCGAAAUUUGUUACAUUUCGCACAAAUCUGACUCAUUGGCAUGACGCCAAUAGAUGGGGUGGUCUAAGACGGGUCGCCUGUUUUGACUGGCACCACUCGGCCAUGACCUCAACUUUCCACGUGUUGUCAAAUUCACCCCAGUCGCCAUCUUAUUUAUAUAUAACGGGCGGGUGGGUAGUGGACAGAGUAUUGGACGUUCAUCACUAUUCUUUAUUACUAAUCAUGUCAUUGAUAUUAAUUGUUUCUAGUUUUCACCCAUUUUCGUUGAGUUGGGGGCCGGGGGAAGGGGGGGGGACAUUUCGAUUGGAACUUUUUUUUUUCUUCUAAGGGUAGAGAUUUGUUGUUUUGUUUAUGUCUACAAAUACGUUUCAGAAGAUGAUUACAGGGGUUGGGCUCGUUUUCUUGCCUCUGUGAAUAAAACAACAAACAUAAGAAACGUAAGUGCUAUGGUGGAUGUUCUUGGUCAUUUAAUCUGAUCCAUUCAUCGAGGUUGUCUCACUGUUCAACAGCUUUCCAACGGAAGUGUCUGUUGAUUCGUCCACGAUAGACGAUCACGGCCUAUGGAUAGUGCACCACUCGCCUAUGGAUAGUGCACCACUCGCCUAUGGAUAGUGCACCACUCGCCUAUGGAUAAUGCACCACUCUCGCGCGCAGCUGGUUUUGUUUUGAACGAAUUCGUCACAUAAAGAAAAUAACACCAACCUGUUUAAAAAUAGGUAAAUAAAAGUAUAACCUGCCAGUAACACGUGAUGGUGUCCAAUAGUGUAGUUUUAAAAGAUAAACUUCAACUCAAUUGUGUUGGCCUGUCGUUAGAGAAGUUUCUUUCACUCGAUCGAGUUGGCCUGUCGUUAGUGAAGUAACUUUUACUCGAUCGAGUUGGCCUGUCGUUAGUGAAGUAACUUUCAGUUAUUUUAAAUUCCCGAUAGCGACGUGACCUUUGUGCUAACGACGUGACCUUUGUGGGCUUUGGUGCGGAAAGUUUCGUGACUUUCAAAUAUGCAGAUGUGAGAAUUUAUCCACGCUCCGACUCGCCAGGGAGCCGUGACCAUUUAACCUAAAAUACAAUACAAAAGCUAACCUCGUUCAAAGCCGUGGAUAUGGCCCGUUGGUUAACAAUGUCAGGUUGUGCGUGCCCUUGUUGGUUCCAGGUUCGCGUUAUUAGGGGUCACUUUGUGAUAAGUCGUCGUGGCACCCAGCUUUGUCAAAAGUCCGGUAUGUUUUUGUGUGUGUGUGGCCAACGUGACCUCUGACUUGUCACGCCAGGUGAUGUCUCCCAUGUUUAACUAAGAAAAUUAUGAAUUUCAAAGGAUUAACAAUAUUUUAUGAUCCUAACAACCUCGAGGCAUUCUGCAGUUCCGACCGAAUCUCUUAUUAAAUACAGUUUGUGAAAAUCUCACCUAGGUUCAGGGGUUUAGAGUAAAAUAAUAUGCUGGGAUGCGGCGGGGCGAGAUAAGGGAGGGACUAGAUUGAUGUGACAGGUGAAGGGGCGCACAAUCCUCGAAAUAGCCCUGGCAGGCUUUAUUUUCUAGGCUCUCCCGUCGUCAGUCUUCCGCUGGAUAGCGCGUUAACCGUCAAGACGUUUUUGGCGAUAAAGCCUUUCUUCUCCUUCUUCUAUUGUUAGCACUGACAACCACACUUCUUUUUUUUUUCUUAUCCAUCAACCCACAUGCUAAACAGUAGUUAUAAAAUGACAACCCCAGGUUGAUAUCCACUCUCUUCCCAAUACGGCAUGGUCUUGUUACUUUUAAAGUGCAUUCAAAUUCACAAACGUCGGUCGUCGUGUUCCCAGUAGUUUCACCCCUGAAUACGCCGGCUUUACAUCUUGCUGAUAAAACUUUCAGAGCUGGGUCUUCUCUUGUCAGUUUACGCCACCACCAUCAGAUAAUUAAAUUGUUCAUGUCCCGUGUUUGCCAAAUGCAACGCUCUGUUCCCCCCAAUAUUAUUAUUUAUUUAGCCUUGGCGUUUAUAGGAAUCGCGAGAAUGCUCGGUGCUAAAUACUGGAGAAGUUAACUUGGUAUGGGUGCUAACUGCUGGAGAAGUUAACUUGGUAUGGGUGCUAAACGCUGGAGGACGUUAACUUCGAACCGGUUAGUUAACUUGGUAUCGGUGCUAAACCCUUGAGAACGUAGCUUGGUGUAAGUGCUAAACGCUGCAGUUGGAGGGGUUAACAUGCCACGGUUGCUACAUAUGGUGAGUUGUGCGGAAAGAGAAAUUGCCAGUUGCCGACUGCUGAGGUUAACUUGGCGACUGCUGAGGUUAACUUGGCGACUGCUGAGGUUAACUUGGCGACUGCUGAGGUUAACUUGGCGUGUGUGGUGAGUUGUGCGGAAAGAAAGAUUGCCAGUUUCCGACUGCUGAGGUUAACUUGGCGUGUGUGGUGAGUUGUGCGGAAAGAGAGAUUGCCAGUUGCCGACUGCUGAGGUUAACUUGGCGUGUGUGUUAAAGGUAGGGUGGGAUGUGUUGUCAUUUAAAGUUUUGUUGACCCUGUUGUACUUUCGUAAGAAAGAAACCAAUGGCUUAUAGGAGCGACGGACGGACGUCCACUGGUUUUAAGCGGCUGCUACAGCUUUUUAUACGAUCAUUUUAGACUCGCACGGCCAGUUAGAACUUGUCUAUCAACUGAGCACCCUUCCCCUAACCCUUCCCCGAACUCUUCCCGAACCCCCUCCAGCGAGCCUCUACAAAAGGGCUUUUUUUGUAUUUCUUGUUUCUUUUAAACGUCUUUCCUAGUCCUGGUGUUGGAAUGUGUUAUUCAUAACCACCGGACCGUGACGGGGAGAUUUGAAAGGUAUCAUUAUGUUGAGCUGUGUAGGCCACCUUCACAACACCAGGCCUACAGGUGUGUUAGCCAGUGGAUCUACCACUGAUGUACCAAAGGGUCCCCAAUAAUAAUUUCGGCUAAUUAUUUCAUCGCAAAAAAAGAUUAUCUCAACAUCAGGUCCAUUUGUCUCAAUGAAAGUCAGUUUGAUCCAUCAAUUUAAUGACCAAUAAAAUCAGUCAUAGGUGUUGGACUAUUUAGUUUAAGCUUUGCAUUUGGGAUUGCUAGAUGUGGUUGUUCUCUGGGGACUUAAGCUUAUUUAUGUAUUACACUUGGGAGUGGGGGGGGGGUGUCUCUCAGAUUUUUAAACAAGGAGCUCCACAUUCUUUUCGCUUGGUUUGUGAUAUACCUUGUGUGAUAUACCUUGUGUGAUAUACCUUGUGUGAUAUACCUUGUGUGAUAUACCUUGUGUGAUAUACCUUGUGUGAUAUACCCGGAGAACAGAUAAAAACUUUUGAUUUUUAUUAUUGUGGCUUCUUCCAAAAAUAAAAAAAAAAACAACAAAAAAACAAAGAAAAAGAAAGAAAGAAAAAUAAGGAAUUAUGAGAAGGCGUUACGUUUUAUUUUGACUUAAGGGCAUGCUACAUUCCUAAUAUAACUUUUGUGAUAUACCUUGUGUGAAAUACCUUUGUUGAUAUACCCGGAGAACAGAUAAAAACUUUUGAUUUUUAUUAUUGUGGCUUCUUCCAAAAAAAAAAAAAAAAACAACAAAAAAACAAAGAAAAAGAAAGAAAGAAAAAUAAGGAAUUAUGAGAAGGCGUUACGUUUUAUUUUGACUUAAGGGCAUGCUACAUUCCUAAAAGGUAUACACAAUUCAUGUUUACAUGACAUAAUUGGUCGGUAGACAUGCAUUGUAUGUCAUUGCUUCAUCGCAACCAAUUCAUUCCAUGUUACUGUCGGAUUUUAAAAAAAAAUGUUUGUCAGAUUUCAUUGCACGGGUGCUCCUUUUUUGCCCUGUUUUAAUCAAAGUAUUUUUGAAUUAAGAAAGAACGACUUAAUGACAAUAUACGAUUCUUGAUAGACGCCAUGAGACUACGGCCGGGUGUAUCGAUUUUCUGGUUGUAAUCCCAUUUUUAAAACGGGCAAUCAGCUUGAGAAUCAGUGUGUAGUACGGUACACAUACAAUAUGAGAAUCAGUGUGUAGUACGGUACACAUACAAUAUGAGAAUCAGUGUGUAGUACGGUACACAUACAAUAUGAGAAUCAGUGUGUAGUACGGUACACAUACAAUAUGAGAAUCAGUGUGUAGUACGGUACACAUACAAUAUGAGAAUCAGUGUGUAGUACGGUACACAUACAAUAUGAGAAUCAGUGUGUAGUACGGUACACAUACAAUAUGAGAAUCAGUGUGUAGUACGGUACACAUACAAUAUGAGAAUCAGUGUGUAGUACGGUACACAUACAAUAUGAGAAUCAGUGUGUAGUACGGUACACAUACAAUAUGAGAAUCAGUGUGUAGUACGGUACACAUACAAUAUGAGAAUCAGUGUGUAGUACGGUACACAUACAAUAUGAGAAUCAGUGUGUAGUACGGUACACAUACAAUAUGAGAAUCAGUGUGUAGUACGGUACACAUACAAUAUGAGAAUCAGUGUGUAGUACGGUACACAUACAAUAUGAGAAUCANCCAAAAACUUGCCCCCCCCCCCCCCCACACACACAGACACAAUACCUCGGCGACAAAAGCCUGAUACUUGAUUCAUUCAUGGACAAUGUGAGGUGGGGAGGGGAGAUUAGUCCUGCGACUUGCCCACCCUGCUCGACCCCAUCUCGUCCCGGUUUUGGGAUCUCUUUCGCCGACUCUUAGUGUCUGACAACUUGAUAGAGCCCACUUAGAGCCUUGGCAAUUAUUCUGAUAUUUAAAGAUAAAUAAUAAAAAAAAUCAUCAGUUUGAGGCAUUACACUAUUUGAAUACCACCCCCCUGCCGAAACCCAUCCAUUCAACUGUUUACGAAACCCAUCAAUUCAACUGUUAACGUUCCCUUCCUUUACAAGAGGACCCCUUCUCCUCCCGACCACUAUCCCCUCCCCCUCUGGGCACCGAUAUGAUCAUCGCUCUGACCACUUGACAUCAUUUAGCAAACGUGGCUUCCCUCUUAUCCGCUGGUCGUAAAGGUUGAUCAUUACAUCGACUAUAGACUGCUGCUAUUGCAUCUGUUAUAAGUUAGCAGCAGUUUAUACAUGUCCCUGUCGCUGAUAUUCCGGACGAUUAAAAUUUUGUGCCGCCGCCGAGAUUCUGAUAAUUUAGAUAAAAAAUUGAGUGGUCAGUUUGUUAAGCUUAGUAAGUGAAUUAGUGGAACUACAUCAUACUGGCCAUCUCCAUGCAUUCUAUCUUGGCAAUAUCCAUUCCAUAGUGUUCCAUUAUUGAGAAUGCCCCCCCCCCCCCAACAAAAUAAAAAAAGCCCAUAUGUUUCAUGUCCUAAUUUCUGACAUUUCAACGUAAACCAUCAUGUAUUUGAAGUUAAACUAGGACCUUUUCUACGCAAUCCAUUCGGGCCAUAAUGCGGACAUUUUCAAGGGUUAAUGUCAGCAUCAUGAAAAGUCAUAUACAAUGUCCAUAUUAAUUCAAUGAGUGGGAAUGCAUGUCGCGAUAUCACAGCUAGCGCCUGUUGCGCAUCUCGUCAUCUCGCGGAAUUUAAGCUGGGAUAUCUUAGAUCAGAGCUUCUCAUCCUGACCCCCCUCCUGUGGCAACUUAUUUAACAAUUUCGCCUGGACACGUCUUCCUUGCAAGAAAGCAACAGCAACAAAUAAUAGCCACAAGGUCCCUGAUUCACGUAACAACAUUUAUGAGAAGGGCGAUAGGUGAAACGUCGCAAAUGAAAAACUUCCAGAAAUAUUACUGCUUCUGUCUGGCCAACAAACGGGUUAGUUGUUACUAUCAUGUAAUAAGAAAGCUCUACCGCGCUGUGUAGUGAGUAGUGUACACAGGAUUUCUAACAUUUAAUCUACGCUGUCAAUACCCUCCUCUAUUUACUCACACAAUAGCCGUGUUAACAAUAGUCACGUUAAAAAUACGUGCGUGUGCCACAAUUUGAUAUGGUAAUUGGUUUUUAAAAAUUCGUGCCUGGGGGACCUUACAAUAAAGCAUUGUUUCCAUUCGAAGUCUGUUACAUUGCUGGGUGUCUUUGUUUUAUCUUGGACCCAGGCGCCCCCACCCCAGGCGGGGCCCGGCGUUGGGGAUUAAAUUUAAAUAGAGGCUCGCAUGUCACACCCGGAAGUGACCUCAUCUCAUCGCUCAUCUUGUCACAUCUCAUGUCGUCUGAUCACAGGACCUGGUGGAGCGGUGGUCGUGUUGUUGAGGGAGAGGGAUGUGGUCGGGAUGUAAGUACUGAACCGUUAAUCUUUCAGUCCCACAACCAAGACGUUCGCUGGUUGUUGUUGAAAGAAUCACCUUAACAGAAGACAAAUCUUAACGAAUACGGUCGAACCAUUUAAACAGAAUUUUAAUCUUUCAGUGACACAGUCCACAGCCAAGGCGUUCACUAGUUGUUGUUGAAAGAAUCACCUUAACAGAAGACACGUCUUAACGAAUAGGGUCGAACCAUUUAAACAUAAUUUUAAUCUUUCAGUCCCAUAUACUGGCGUAGACUGGCAUAGACUGACAUAGACCAAGACUACACGUUCAUUAAGGGAAACUCUCCAGUAUGUUCAGUAUGUUCCUAAUUUAAAUAUAGACAAAAAACAUGAACACAUUACUAAUACCCAUUAGGUUACUUUUGUUUUGAGGUUACCGGUACUAGUGAGCCAUUGGACUUCUACCGGUACUAGUGAGCCAUUGGACUUCACGUGUUGUGUGUUUUAUGUGAUGGCCUUUAGUGUGCUCUUCGUAAUUGGUGGCCAUUCGGUUGCUCUUUGUAUUCGAUAGUAUGUGUUUUUUUUUUUUUUUUUUUUUUUUUAGGUGUUGCCUUUAGUAGCUUAUUGUUACUGACGUAACACACAAAACAUAUUGUCUUGUUGUAACCAAAUUCUCUCCUCCUCACUGCUCUAAACUUCUCAACAUUGACACAUUACCAUGUACUGUUUUAUCCUGGAGUUUUAAGUUGACAGACAGCUGUCUCAAGUCAGUGGCAUGAUAUCCUUGUACAGUGUACAGCAAACAGUUUGAUAAACCAGGGGACCGCGCCCAAUCCGUGUCAAGUAAAUAAGGAUAAAUAGUGGAUCAAGAUGUGUUUAGGCUUAAAAAAAAAAGACAUAACAAUUAAAGAGCCGUUUGCCCAAACGCUGUAGUCCACAUCAGAAAAAAGAAAAAAAGCUUAUUAUUUAAAACACAAAGUCUUCACAGAUCACAAUGUAGCUCUCUCUGUCUCUGUGCACAAACUAAGGCGCACUAUAAAAACUUGAGUUGUUGAAAACCAAAACAGGAAAUAGAGUGCUUUCAUAAAAUUUAUUGAAGGUACGCCAAACAUUUGUUUCUGUGUUGUGUGUUCGAUACUUGACUGAUACACGUUCAGAGCUUUUUUGAGAAAGUUUCUAACCCUGUGAUCUUGGCUGGGUAUCAAAGACUAGUGAAACAAAAAAAUAAAGAAGGAACCAAUGUUACAAUUAUUUUUUUUUUAUAAACCAACUUGAACUACUGCGUGUACGUACACCUUUGGCUUUUGAUAAAACUAAAUACGGGUUAAUCCGCCUCACGUUGAAUUGUUAACAUGUCUUCAGAAGUCACCCAGGUCACUGUCUAUACACGAUCUUUAGGUCCUGUUCGUAUUUACAUAUCUUUGGUAUGAGCUUAGGCGAGUCUAUUGUCCCGAUAGUUAAUGCUUAGGUCUGCUGUCUCCGGCCUUUGGUUGCUGAGGGCUCCCCAUAAAUGUUCGCUCUAAGGUUUGUUGGUUCGUGAGCAGGAUCAUACAGUUGUGUGCAAAGUUUUACAGCAUCAAUUUUUUUGUGUGCAACAUUUUACAGCCCCCAAACACAAACACGCACUUACAUGGAAAUUUGCUGCGCGGUACUCAAAACUGCUGAGUCUGUGAGAUAGCUGCGCGCCUUAAAGGGAACACUGCUCCCCAUUAAUGGCAUGCAGUGUUAACCUACAACAUUUUAUCACCAAAGAUUUUUUUUUCAGCCCCGGUUCUUGCAAACAUAAAUCUUCAGUCUUUUUAAAUUUUCUUCACCAGACCCCACCAAGAGGCAAAACUCCCUCGCCCCCCACAACCCCCCCCCCUUCCACAUCAUGAAAGUUGCCUCACGUUUUACAACAUGGGUGACGAUAGGAUCUUUUCAUUAUUAUUAUCUCAUCGUUAAUAAGAGCUCUCCUGCGGUAGGAGAUCGUUUAUGAUCUCACUUAAGGUGUCUGUAACCACUCGCCUUUGAACAGCAGCUCGCCAUUGCCUAGUCUAAUGGAAGACACGUUUUUGUAAGGGAAGAUGAAAGCAGUGUCGGUGGCCACGUUUUCGUCAUGGCUAAUUUUAGUCUUUGUGGAUGGCCGGACUCAAUUAAUGUGUCGGGGGAGGAAUCAGAGUUGACUUCUGAUAAAGCUGUGUUUUGGUUUGUAUCGCCAGGUCAUCAUAAUUACUCGUGCGUCGUACCUCUUUGAACCAUCUCACGUGCUCAUGUUGGACAAAUUUCAAUCCAAUGCCCAUUGACGAACAGCACAUGGAAGGGGGAGAGAGUACAAAUAUUCAUUUAGAGUGCAUUUUAACACCAGAGGAAAUAAUACAGUAUAGUAUCGUUCCCCCAACCUCAAUCAAUUCGAUCUCCCAAACUGACACACCCCUUUUUCAAAAUUUUCACCACCAGAUCCGCCCCCCCCCCAACCAUAAAACCCACUACCCGCCUCUCCCUUACAACUACCUUCCUCUCCCUUACAACACCCCUCCCUGACACUCAGUCGUACCUCCUUUGUAAGGGCUCCUAGUCCAUAGCCAUUGACUGCAUGUUGAGAUUAUUUGCCUGGUUCAAGUGGUUAUGUACAUAGAUCAAGUGGUUACCGCACCAGCAGUCCUUGAGUGAUUCGGGAAUUCUUGCGUCACACAUUAUAGACUAUAGUCGAAUUAUUUCCCCCAAAUGAUGUUUAAAUCCAAAAAGCUGAGACUGCCUGAAGAUGAUUGCUGGAACUAUCAGCUUCUUGUACGUACUUUUUCAAACAGGUGAAGAUGUCUCCUGGGUGCUCCUUCGUUGUCUGCACUUUACCAACCCUAUAGAUAUAUUCAAUACCAGCACCAUAUACCCUCUUAUACUUUACCCCAACCACCUGCCCACUGUCUCUGCCUCCCGUCAUUUGCUGGCACCCACACUAUAUCUCCCACAACUGACCCUCCUAUUUCUACCUUCAUCCUAUUCUGGCGCCCACCAACUGACCCCUGUCUCUAACCUCCAAUCAAACGGGGAUCCUUACUGUAACCCAACUCCAACCCCUUCCUUACAUAUGUACAUCCUCCCUCUUCCCUUGACUGUCUUCUACAUCCACCCCUCCCCUGCCGUUGUAUAUAUCUCCUACCUCUAUCCUCUCCUUCCAGGGACAUAUCCCAGCACAUGGCACACCUCCCCCUUUUACAAACCCAUCCCCAAUAAGCUGAAUCAUUUCAAGUGUAAGGUCUCCACCCAAGCUGGAUGUUGAUUGGAUUCUGUUGUAAAUUUAUUGAUUGUUACAUUGUACAGGAGAUUCCCUUGCUUAGUGUUGAAAUAUUCUUUCAUUAGUCAGUUUAAUUGUUCCCAUCCUCCUUUGACAACAAAUUUAAAAAAAAUACCGGUAUGUUGCUCUUUGGGGCGAGUUCAAGAGACCAGUCGAUUCAUGUUUCACUUAAUUAAAUUUGCCUUUCUGAAUCCCCCCCCCCCCCCCCCCGUGUCAUAUCUUCUUUCUUCUUUCGUUAUUGAUUGGUUACUUUUGUUGUUGAUAGACCACAUUUGUUCCAGGGUUUUUCAGACUCCUUUAUUUCAUUUUAUUUUUAUAUAAAGCCUGAAUAGAAUAGCCGUUAUUGUGAACUUAAAAGUGCUGAUUUUAUACAAUGUUUGGACAUCUUAAACAUUUCAUAACUUAAAACUAAGAACUUCAGCACACAUAUUCAGUGAUACAAGAGUCAUUGAGAAAUCUUAGUGAGAACUACCCGGUACUUGAUUUUAUCUUUGAGAAAACAUUUUCAUUUUUGCUUUUAAAAAAAAGUUUGUGAGUUCGUCAAAGAGGAAUUUGUUUGUUUUUUUAUCUGGUGGGUGAGAAUUUAUAUUUCCUCCAGAAGGAAUUUCGUGAUUUCAUCAGGCAUACAUUCGUUUGGUUUUCAAAUUCUGCAUGUUUGAUCUCAAUAGUCAAGUGAUUAUUUAUGAUUGUGUGUUGGUUAUGUUAUCUGCCCUGUCAAGUAGAUUUGGUAUUUUACAUUGUCUAAUCACAAUAAUUCACCAAACCCUUUUGCUAUGGUAAUAAUUCACCAAACCCCUUUGCUAUGAUAAUAAUUCACCAAACCCAUUGCCAUCAUAAAAAUUCAACAAACCAAUGUUUUAUUUUCAUUAACAGUUAAAAAAAAAAUAUAUAUAUAUAUUUUUGAAUAUAAAUUUCAGAAAUCAACAGAGUUCGUCUUUCAUUGUUUCACCAUCAAGGCAAAAGGGAAAUCCUUGACCUUCCAGAACCGCUUGGACCUGUUGUCCAGCUACAGGAGAAAUUGUUUGUACCAGUUAAAGAAUACCCUGAUGUGAGUAGACACAUGUAACAUUCAAUUACUAGCACUCCUCCAUUAAAAGAUGUUUUAAAAUAUUAGCCCCCUCGGGUGUGUGUAUGUGGUGGGGGGUGCUACUGCAGUGAAACCUUUAAGUAGGACAAUUAAAGAAGUUAGGCCUUCAAAUACAUGUAUAUAUUAAAAUCUCCAGAUAGGGUUGCAUAUUUCCACCCAAAUUUUUAUUUCAGUUUACUCAUCUGUCUGCUUCAAACCAAUUUUAAAAUCAAUUUUGUUUGUAUUAGUUCAACCAUCUUGCACUUAAUAUUUACUGAACCCCAGUUAUUGGGUUAAAAAGAACAACCAGUGACCACAUCAUUUUUGCAUCCGCAUAAUCCGGAUCAGACUACAGCCUUUUUAUCAACAAAAUAAGCUGGUGGUUAUGGAUUCUCUAGUAAAAUUAAAUUUAAUUAUAGGAGUAACUGUAGUGGGCGGUUCAAAUGUUGUUUUGUUUUUUGUUGUUUUGGCCCCCCCCCCCCCCCCCCCCCACGUAUUGACACACCUAUUUUAUCUAAAUGACAUUCUUCAGUGGCCAGACCUGAGCCCUAGUUUUUAAACAUGACCAAUUGGUCUCAACGAUAAGCUUUCCGUUACACUUACACACACAAAAAAAAAAAAGAAAUAGUAAUUUCAUUUCUUUGUUAGUGUCUUCUUUUAUUUGUUCUCCAACACGUCCACACGUUCCGUCCACACUUUCCGGCCAGCAAUGUCAAUAAACAAUGCUAGUAAUAGUUACUCUUUAUCAUACAUUCAUACAUAAUCUUUUUGCUAGGUUUGAAGUAUUAAUUACACUCACAUUUUUGAAACAGUAAAUCUCUUUCUCUAUAUAUAUAUUUUUUUUGUAUAACAGAUUUAUAAUUUAAAAUCAAUCAAAAGUUUGAGAUAAAGUAUGAUGAAUAAAAAAUCUAAAAAAGCUCGAAAGGUGUUCGGCAAUUCAUAAACCUGUGUUAGUUGAUGUCCGGCGAGGUAUUCGUCUUGUGUAUCUGGUGGUCGGGCACACGUGUGUACACUGGGGGUCCCGCGAGACUCAGACAUUAUCCGAUGCAAUCCAUCGUGCUGUCACUGCCGUGUGGAUUUAAGAUUUCACUUGCAAACUGCGAACCUUGCUGUCCUUGCUAGCUGUGGUCACUGAAAUCAACCGUAGGGCUUGGCAUAUUGGCGACUACAUAUUUCCCCCGCUUAAUGAAUUUAAAUACAAGUGAAGUUUAAAAAAAAAAAAAAAGCAACUCGUAUCUCGUUUAUAUCGAUUGAGAACAGUCCGAGUGUUCGGUCAAAAUGGAUGGAUUAUAUUAAAUAUACCGACUAAUGUAUUAAAGAUACUGACUGAUGUAUUAAAGAUACUGAAUGAUGCAUUAAAUAUACCGACUGAUAUAUUAAAUAUACUGAAUGAUACAUUAAAUAUACCGACUGAUAUAUUAAAUAUACUGAAUGAUGCAUUAAAUAUACCGACUGAUAUAUUAAAUAUACUGAAUGAUACAUUGAAUAUACCGAAUGAUGCAUUAAAGAUACUGACUGAUGCAUUAGAGAUACCGAAUGAUACAUUAAAUAUACAGAAUGAUACACUGAAUGAUACAUUGAAGAUACCGAAUGAUACAUUGAAGAUACCGAAUGAUGAUUAAAGAUACCGAAUGAUACAUUAAAUAUACCGAUUGAUGCAUUAAAGGCACAGAAUCCAAUACGAAUCAAAUAAUCAGUGCAUUCUUACUAUACCGUGCAUUUCCACGUAAUGCCGUCAUUGUAUGUUACCGAUAUAAUAAAAUAAUACAGUUUUUUUUUCUUUAAGAGAUAUUGCCGUUAUUAAAUUAUUAAGGGAUGUUAUAAUAAACUUUUGCUACUUUACGGCAAAUCACAUUUAUGUAGUUAACUCCCCCCUGCCCCAUUUAUCAGCCAACUCCAGCCAGACCUACACAUGUUAGCCAUUACUAAUCAACUUUUAUCAUAACACCGUUUUACUGGCCACAAAACACCACCAACCUAGGGAUGAGUUUUUGGUAAACUCGAGCAUGAGCCCACGUGGAAGUUAUUUCCCGAGACGCUGGUUGAGGGGUUUCUUCUGGAUGUCAUAAUCAACUAAUGCCAAGCUCGUGAUUACGUUCGCAUCCUCUCUUAGUAAGUGCUCCCUCUGACAAAAUACCGGACUUGCUGUUUUUACGAGCGGGUUCCCUUUAUCUUUCGCUCCCUGAGCAUUCCUCGGGCUUCAGCGGAUUUCGGAAUCUUCGUUUCAAGUCGGCUUCAGUGUCUCUCAGAAAAUCAAAUAGCCUUCCCUUCGGGUUGACAUACAUGCAUGCUAUAAUAUAAACUUAAUAGUCACGUAUUCAUAAUCCCAGGUUGGAACACAGCUCGACCUAAUUGAUGUGUAACGAUGUUCAGCUCACCUGGGGUGAAGUUGCCGUGGCUUCAUUUAAAAAAAUAAACAUAAAAUUAUUUCGACUAGUUUGCGACAAUACACACUGGCAUGCGCAGAGCGCUACUGCGUAUAGCUUCAACACACCGAACACGGAACUGGACUAGUUGAGCACAGACGCACUAGAAUUUGAAAUAAGUCAACUCAGAGUAAAAUAGGUCUUCCAGCUGGCACUGACUCGAUCUGCCAUCACGUAGCCGUGAUCACGUGAUCGGUAACACGGAAAUGUGGAGCACCGAGUGAACUCUUUUCACAGUUCCGAACUGACCAGUGGCUGAUAGACCACCAACUGACCAGUGGCUGAUAGACCACCGAGGAAAAAAAAACCCACCAGGAACGCAAGCCGAUGGCACCGGAAGUCGAUUAGGCAAUGGAGUGUCCGAGCGUUAAUGACCGCCGAGUUGUUAAGGGGUGUGCACGCGCUGAUGGGGUUGCCGAGUUUGGGAAUGCGAGGAUCCAUUACGCUAUUUUGCUGGUCAUGUCCAGUCCACCUGGCUUCAAGGGGUCAUUCGAAAAUUACGUCACGCUCAGGAGGGAGGGCGGUCGAGAAUUUGUGACGUCACAUUUAUUUUAUUAUGAUUAUUUUUUUUAAAAUCUACAAUUUUCUAAUUUUGAUAAAUCUUUAUUCAAUUAAUUUGAGGUCGAAAUUGCCUCGGGUAUUAUAAGUACCGUGACACUCGGUCGCUCACACCUUCUGCACAUAAAGAAAAAUGACGCAAAAAAUGUUGUUGCAGUUUUAUUUUCGUCUCUGGGAGGGGUUCGUUGUUUUGGGUCUUACGUCACAGUUUUCUAAUACUAUAUCUUAAUCCAUUAUGGGAAAAAGUUAAAGAACACAUUUAAAACUCUGUUUAGUUAUGAAAAUUUUAUGCAUGUUUUGAUUUAGGGGGGGGGGGGGGGGGUGGGUGAUUGUUUUUGGUGCUUGUGGGGGGGGGGGGGGGGGGGGGGGUCUGAAAUUGUCUUUUUUUUGCGUGGCAUAAUUUGCAAACGACCCCUUAGGUAACGUGAAAUCAAAUGCCAGUGGUUUAGAGGGACAUCGUAAGAAAUCUAAUCCUAUAUCAUUCAUGUUGAACCGAUCAUUGUGUUGCCAAAGAGAAUCUAGAGAAGGACACGGUUUAGUGCCUGUCACUGUUAUAUUUAGUUAUAAAUAAGAGUCGAGACGUCGUGGUUCAAAUAGUCAAUAUUUUAAUAAAAAAAAUUCACAAUAAUAUCCCAAAUAAGAAAUGUGUGAUUGCACAGACACAACAUAUAAUUUUAAUCACCUAAAUCUAAAUUCAUAUAAUAUAUUCAGAUCUCCUAUAAUGUAUUCACAACGUCUCAAAAAUAUAUUCACAUCUCCUACAAUAUAAUCACAUAUUCACAGCAUCUCAUAUAAUAUAUUCACAACAUCUCAAAUAAUAUAUUCACAUCUCCUUUCACUCCAAAAUCUGAUGUACAAAAUCUUGAUCUCCAAUGAAAUAAGUCCCAAUACUCUGUAGUAUGCGCUCGGGGAAUAUUAAUUAUAUCAAUUGUCUCCCAUCAGUGGUUCACACAUUCAUAACGAUAUCCGUGACAGCCCCCCCCCCCACCACACUUUUUAAAAACCCAACAUGUAUACGCAGUAGAGCUCCUUAUUUGUCCAUGUCAAUUUUUCCCACCAGUGGAUCUCAAUUCCUUAUUGUCUCGCGGAUCUCAAUUUCUAUUGAAAAAGGGGGUGGGGGCGGGCUUUGGCUCACUCUGUCUUACAAGUGAAUAGUUUCUAGGGCAGUGGUUCUCAACCUUCCUAAGCCGCAACCCUUUAUUAGUUCCUCAUGUUGUGGCGACCCUCAGCCAUACAAUUAUUCUCGUUGCUACUUCAUAAAUAUGUGUUUUCCGAUGCUCUUAGGCGACCACCGUGUAAGGAUCGUUCGACACCCAAAAGGAUUGAGAACCGCUGGUACAGGGGUUUACUUAAGCGGGUGCUGAGCCCCCGAGAAAAGCACGCGGGAGCCUCAUGAGCGCAGGUCUGGGGGCCACUGAUUUUAUCUAUUUGACAACAGUAACAUCCGCACCACAACGUACAGUACCGAACCUCACUGUGUUCCUUGUGACUGUGAGUUCAGGGUCGCAGACGUGCUCUAAAAUGGGUGGUCGUCAAUAUUAAGCCGAGCAGUUCAUAGUUGUAGAAUGGAAGCUUGGUAUUUGAUCGUUUAGAAAUAGGCGGACAUUCUAAUUCGCCUCAAUUUUUCACUUGACCUUUCCAAUUCACCUGAUUUGUUUAUGUGAUUCUAUCGUUCCUUAACCAUGAUGGUACUUUUCACUUGAUGGUUUCUUGCACUUUUUGGUUCCCAUCCCUUGGAUUGUUCUUUUAAUGAGACUGUCACUUAUCAAUGCGUAAUAUCUGAAAACGUGACAUGCUAACCCUUUACCCACCAUCUCCGUCUACAAAGCGAGCUCAAACCGUGGUCUACCCUGUUCUAUCUGUUGACUGAAAUUCACUCAAUGCUCACGUUUUGUUUAUGGCACUCGAAGCUCGCGGGCUCUCUGCCCCCCUGAGAAACCCAUCAACACCGAGGACUUUAAAAAAAAAAACAAAAAAUCCUCUUACUUAGUCUCGUGAAAUAAUCCACGGGAUCCAUCAAAAUGGUUAGUGGUUAGGCAGUGAAAUAACGAGAUGAAGUGUCGAGGGCUUCUUCUAGCGGCUAUUAUAAAACUUGAUACCAAUUUCAUUGAAAGUUUCACGCUCUGGCCAUCAUGGAGAGGUGUUUUUUUUUAAAAUCACCCGGUUGCUUCAUUGCUCUACCCAUCAUGUCGUAAAACAUCGUAACCCAUUUCAUCAUUACCUUGCCCAUCAUGUAAUUUUUAUCUAUUUCUUUUCGUGCAUCAAUAAGUUCAAGCCUAAGUGUGAAAACCAUUGUGUACCCGAGUUAAGAACACGCCACCACCAAACUAAGACGCAAUCCUAAGACAGUAUCAGUAUUAAUUAUGGCAUCCGUCCGUCAAAAUAUGAUGGUGGUGUUGACUUCGCAGUAUUAAUUAUGGCAUCCGUCCGUCAAAAUAUGAUGGUGGUGUUGACUUCGCAGUAUUAAUUAUGGCAUCCGUCCGUCAAAAUAUGAUGGUGAUGUUGACUUCGCAGUAUUAAUUAUGGCAUCCGUCCGUCAAAAUAUCAUGGUGGUGGUGUUGACUUCGCAGUAUUAAUUAUGGCAUCCGUCCGUCAAAAUAUCAUGGUGGUGGUGUUGACUUGGCAGUAUUAAUUAUGUCAUCCGUCCGUCAAAAUAUCAUGGUGGUGUUGACUUCGCAGGACGAAAUCACAAGGCCGGGGAUUAUUUUUUUUUCUUUUGGAGGAUAAUCUAGUUCCUUGGACAGCAUAUCGCCUCAUUCCACGCACCUUGAUAGCUCAAGAGAACAUCACGCUUGGAUGAUACAGCCUGAUACCAGUAACGCCGCAGGAGUUGACGGAAAAAGCAUUGUGCCAGUAUCCGGUAUCAAUCAACUCUAAUAAUUAUUACCCUUGAGAAAAACUUGCAUGGACUUUCAGCUGUCCAGAACAUAGGGGAGGUUGUCAUAAAACGAUGACACGUUUGAUCGGUCCUCGCUAACGGAAAGUUUCCCCACCAAAAUGGCCAAAUGCAUCGGACAACGACCAAUGCCAUCAGACAACGACUAAUGCUAUCAGAAAACGACCAAUGCUAUCAGACGACGACCACUGCCAUCAGACGACGACCAGUGCCAUCAGACGACGACCAGUGCCAUCAGACAACGACCAGUGCCAUCAGACAACGACCAGUGCCAUCAGACAACGACCAGUGCCAUCAGACAACGACCAGUGCCAUCAGAAAACGACCAAUGCCAACAGAAAACGACCAAUGCUAUCAGAAGAUGACCAAUCCUAUCAAUCAGAAAACGACCAGUGCCAUCAGAAAACGACCAAUGCUAUCAGAAGAUGACCAAUCCUAUCAAUCAGAAAACGACCAAUAUAUAUCGGAAAAGGGACCAGGCAAUAGCGCCGUUUACUGAAAUAAUGGCUUCUUGUAGCAAAUUACCCCCCCCCCCUUUUUUUUUCUCUUCUUUUAUUCCCACCCCGCUCAUUUCAACCCAGAAUAAAGAAAAAAAAUAAAUAUAUAACCUGAUGUAAUUUUGGACUUCGAGUGGGUUGAGUUUAAUGUUUGCCACAAUAGAAGCCAGAGGUCUUUAGAAAUUAUGACGUGCGUUUCUUAUUACCAAGAUGCUCUGCUCUUGGCCCCAUGCGAAUCGUCCCUUUGUUUUCGCGUGCCGUGCAUUUGUCUCACCUAUGUGUCUCGACCUAGUCUGCUUCUGCUCAUUCCCAGAACGUUGUUUACAAAGCUCUCCUGAGCCUAUCCAAUCUACUCCGGAUUACUUGAUUGUAAGAGACCGAGGGCAAGUGGCGUUAGACAAACUCGUGGUUUCCGCUCCUCGCUCACGCGCCAAAAAAAAAAAAAAAAAAAAAAGCACCAUAAAAAAGAAAAAAAAAAAAAAAAAAAAAAAAAAGGCCGGGCCAAAAGGAAAAAAACCCCCCCCCCAAAAAAAAAAAGAAAAAAAAAGCCACAAUAAAAAAGAAAAAAAAAAAAAAAAAAUUAUGAAAAGUCGCGCCAAAAGGAACACCCCCCCCCCCCAAAAAAAAAAAAUGUUUCGAUUCAAGAGUUGCUUUGCGGAAAUCAAAGAGUUGGAUUCUUUGUGUGCGUGUGUGUGUGAGCUGUGUUACCAGACACUGUAGGUAAGUCUGGGAACACAUCAGAGUUUUAGCAUAGCCUUUUAGGAAUAUUCCGAGAACAACGAUGAACUAGAGCAGUGGUCCUCAAAUCUUCAGUGGCCUGAAUGCGGUUCGGCCAUUCGAACACAAAUCGUGUUUGAAUCUUAAAAACAUGGUUCUUGACAAGAAAUUUUGCACUCAAAAAAUUGUCAUCAUCCUGCUGCUGAUUUUUGGCCCUACUGUAUCGUUAGGCCCAAGUGCCGAUACAGAUACAAACCGCGGUAGAUCCAAGUACUGAUACAGACAGCGUUAGGCCCAAGUACUGAUAUAGACAGUGGUAGAUCCAAGUACUGAUACAGACAGUGGUAGAUCCAAGUACUGAUACAGACAGUAGUAGAUCCAAGUACUGAUACAGACAGUAGUAGAUCCAAGUACUGAUACAGACAGUGGUAGAUCCAAGUACUGAUACAGACAGUGGUAGAUCCAAGUACUGAUACAGAGAGUAGUAGAUCCAAGUACUGAUACAGACAGUAGUAGAUCCAAGUACUGAUACAGACAGUAGUAGAUCCAAGUACUGAUACAGACAGUAGAUCCAAGUACUGAUACAGACAGUGGUAGAUCCAAGUACCGAUAAAGACAGUGGUAGAUCCAAGUACUGAUACAGACAGUAGAUCCAAGUACCGAUAAAGACAGUGGUAGAUCCAAGUACUGAUACAGACAGUGGUAGAUCCAAGUACUGAUACAGACAGUAGUAGAUCCAAGUACCGAUAAAGACAGUGGUAGAUCCAAGUACUGAUACAGACAGUGGUAGAUCCAAGUACCGAUAUAGACAGUGGUAGAUCCAAGUAUUGAUACAUACAAGUAGAUCCAAGUACCGAUACAGACACUGUUAGGCCUAAGUACCGAUAUAGACAGUGGUGAUGUUUUCUUUGUAAAAUUAGCCCAUUUCAAUAUGGCCGUAAAAAAUGGGGUAGACACAAAUAACUUUGCCACGGGAAGUCUCGUCUUAAGAAAAUUAACACCACCAUUGAAAUGCUUCAUUGUUACUGUUUGUAUAAUCAAGACUUCAGUAUUAAUUUCAAUUACUUACAUUCUAAUUAAUUGGAGCGCGGCUUUAUUAUAAUGUUAAAAAAAGAAUACUAUAAUUUAACAAAAAAAUGUUAAUUCACUCUUCACUUCCGAAUGUACAGUUCGCGAGAAGAGAUAACCUAUUUAUUGUUGCUCCUUGCCAACAUUCUCCUGAUCGUAUUGCUACAAGAUGUUAUUGGCAUGAUGAACUGGUCAUUAAUGUGAGCCGGGAAGCAACGUCACGCAAUGUGAGGGAACAAUGGCGGGGUUGGGGGGGGGGGGGGGGUUGGGGGGGGGAGACGCUCGCAGAUUAGUUAACUAAAGACACUUGAAGACACUCUCGUGUUUGCCCGCAGACUCUCAGGUAUACACCGAGGAAUGUGGCGAGGGUUGAAUCGGCAGCCGAUUGCGACGGUUAAUAUUUGACAUCCCGACCUCACUGUUGGUCUGUGCUUUUGAUUAAUAGAAACGGACAUUUUUAUCUUCAGAAAGAUGCAGCAGAGGUAGAUUUGAAGUGGUUGGGGGGGGGGGGCAAGGGGCGGGGAAAUGUUGGCGCCUUAAACCUCUUGCUCAAGGCGAGUUUUGGUUUUGUCAGAAAAUGCCAGGUUCUUUAGCUUCGGAGGGGGGGGGGGGAGGUUAGAGUUUGCGUCGUGUGAGGAACAAAAAGAAAUUAGGGGUGGUGGUUUGGUGGUUUGAUUGCUGGGUGGAAAUGAAAAUAAAGCUUUGUUAGAUUGCUGGUAUUGAAGGAGGUGAUGUAACGAAGCUUGCAGUGCGCGUGCUGAGAUUGUAAAUGAGGCAUUAUAUCUCACUCACGCGAAAGCUCAAGUCCACUGGCGUUGCUGGACGAUAGCUCAACCUACAUUUUUUUUCCUCCUAUUUUUAAUGCUAAGGUAGACUGUCGGUCAGAACAAAGGACAUGGCUAAUUCAUGGGGUCCAUAGUAACCAGGGUUAGGAAUCGUUAAUCUCAUUUUAACGUCGUAGUGCGCUUUUGUGUGUGUGAUAGUUCUACCUAUUUGACAGGUAUGAAUUCACAAACGCCGAGCACAGUCUGUGUGUGUGUGAUAGUUCUACCUAUUUGUGACAGGUAUGAAUUCACAAACGCCGAGGACUGUGUGUGUAUGCAGUUUGUACCAAUCGAAAUUGAAUGUGAAUAUUAUGUAUUGAUAAUAUUGCGAAUCGUAAAUUCUCCGUAUCAAUUUAGUUUACGAAUUCUAAAAAAAAUAGAACUAGCUUACAUAAUAUACAUACAAUAGUUCAAUAGUAACUGUAUACAUUACAAUCUCGCACUAGCUUUAUCUUCAUACAUUUCUAGAUCGCACUAGUUUUAACCACAUACAUUAAAUACAUCGCACUAGCUUUAUCUUCAUACAUUACUAGAUCGCAUUUAUUUUCAUAUAUUACUCCAUCGCACUAGCCUUGACUUCAUACAUUACUGGAUCGCACUACCUUUAACCACAUGCAUUAAUUCAUCGCACUAAUUUUAACUAUAUACAUCAAGUACAUCUCACUAGCUUUAACGCAACACUUGAAAAUGUUCUUUAAAUAAAAUAGAUUUAAUCUUUCAUUUGUGAUUGACUCUUACAGCAUCACCUACUCCUUAUUCCACACACCCACUGCCGUGAUGCAGCGGGCACACACCCACUGCCAUGGUACAGCGGGCACACACCCACUGCCGUGGUACAGCGGGCACACACCCACUGCCGUUGCCGUGAUACAGCGGGCAUACAUCCACUGCCGUUAUACAGCGGGCACACAACCACUGCCUUUAUACUGCGGGCACACACCCAUACAGCGGGCACACACCCACUGCCGUGGUACAGCUGGCACACACCCACUGCCGUUGCCGUGAUACAGCGGGCAUACAUCCACUGCCGUGAUACAGCGGGCACACACCCACUGCCGUGACACAGCGGGCACACACCCGCUGCCGUGAUAUAGCGGGCACACACCCACUGCCGUGAUACAGCGGGCACACACCCACUGCCGUGAUACAGCGGGCACACACCCAUUGCCGUGAUUGCAGCGGGAUUUGAUAACCAGUAACAUACAAUGAUGUAAAGGUCCAAAGAAGCGCUUCAAUAUAUUCUAAUUCCUGUGGGUUUUUUUUUUUUUUAACGUGAGCCCAUUCCCGAAAUUUUCCUGUGGAAAUGUUAAGAAAUAGAUAAGUGGGUUUAACACAAGCAUCUCUGUGUAACAUUAGAUAAGUGGGUUUAACACAAGCAUCUCUGUGUAACAUUUUUUCUGGCAGACGACACUAAUUUGAUACAAAGCAAGCAGCCGAUGUUUGCAUCGGACAAAUUCUUGUGGAAACUGUACAUUAAAUGUCACGUGGACUUGCUCACUGUGACAUCAACUUUUUUCCUUCUUUAUUUUGAGAGCGGUAUUUGUGUGUACAAGGGUGGCUUGCCCGUGUGUGUACAAGGGUGGCUUGGCCGUGUGUGUACAAGGGUGGCUUGGCCGUAUCUGUGCAAGGGUGGCUUGCCCGUGUCUGUACAAGUGUGGCUUGCCCGUGUCUGUACAAGUGUGGCUUGCCCGUGUGUGUACAAGUGUGGCUUGCCGUUCGAACCAUUGCUCAUUGUUAAUCUUCACAUUUCAGACCAGUUGUUAUCGGGUGUCCCUGAAACCACUACUUAUUUAUUAGUAGAUUUACGUAGAGAGUUUUCUUGCUUAUUAAAUGGGUAAAAAAAAAUAUUGCGCACCGACCGGUACAAUACAUCACUAUCUUUUUUCUGUCUCUUAAAACAAUAAAAACACUGAGUCCGUUUUGUCACGGGUGAGUUUUAAAAGAAUUAAACUAAACUGUUUGUGGAAUGUUCAACUGUGGAAUGUUCAACUGUCGAAUGUUCAACUGUGGAAUGUUCAACUGUGGAAUGUUCAACUGUGGAAUGUUCAACUGUGGAAUGUUCAACUGUGGAAUGUUCAACUGUCGAUUGUUCAACUGUCGAAUGUUCAACUGUCGAAUGUUCAACUGUCGAAUGUUCAACUGUCAAAUGUUCAACUAUCGAAUGUUCAACUGUCGAAUGUUCAACUGUCGAAAGUUCAACAUAUCACCUCUCGUUUUCCUGUUUCUUGCUUACCUUUAACCCUUUAAUAAUUAUUUCUGUUCCAAUUUUCCUGUCUUUCUGUUUCUUACAAAGCGUUUCUUUGUUUCAGUUCAAUUUUGUGGGUCGAAUCCUGGGGCCCAGGGGUAUGACGGCCAAAGAAUUGGAACAGUUCACAGGCUGUAAAAUUAUGGUCAGAGGAAAAGGUUCCAUGAGAGACAAAGCAAAGGUAAGACGUUAGCCAGCUACUAUGUAUGUAUACAUUUAAAGAGAGAGAGAGAGAAACCAAUUUUCCCACCCCAUCCCCUCAAAAGAUUCAUUGACUGGACACACGAGCAAGCAUUGAUAUGCUGCACACCCUACACCAUUUUUAGCUGUCUUUAGUGGUAUGUGAGGUUACACCGUGAAUGCAUAACGACGUAUAAACAGAUACACAUGGAAUCAGGGGCCGUCCCUUCAAUUCUGGAAGAGAAAGGUUCCGCCACUCUUCCCAAGAGCCCAAUUGAAUCGAUAAUUCUCUGGGCUUGCCACCCCUGAUACAACACUCUGGGGAGGCAACUAUCCCACAUCAGGAUGUCCGCACUGUUCAGCUUUCAUUUUGGGGGUUGGAGACGGGGAAAGGGGGGACAGUUUUGAAAACACAAAGAGACAUGUUAUGAGAAUAUUAUUUUUUUUAUGUCCAACAUAAGCAGUUGAUGUUUGGAAGUGGCAAAUUGAGCAAAUUUUGCAUUAACAGAAGCAUCAUGCGCCAGUUUGUUAUUGUAAUGUUAGCCAUGUAAUUGUUGCAAGGGGCGAAUGUUUUUAUGACAGGAGUGAAGUUGUUCACCAAACAUCUAACAAUUAUGUUCAGUCUGCUGUUGCAGCCGUCAAUUAAGUUAAAGCUGCUGGUACAGCCAACAUUUACAUUAAGGCUGCUGGUACAGCCAACAUUAAGAUUAAGUCUGAUGGUACAGCCAAUAUUAAGAUUAAGGCUGCUGGUACAGCCAACAUUAUGAUUAAGGCUGAUGGUACAGCCAACAUUAAGAUUAAGGCUGAUGGUACAACCAACAUUAAGAUUAAGGCUGAUGGUACAGCCAACAUUAAGAUUAAGGCUGAUGGUACUGCCAACAUUAUGAUUAAGGCUGAUGGUACAGCCAAAAUUCAGGUUAAGGCUGCUGGUACGGACACCCAUUUAGGUUACUGCUGAUGGUACAGCCAACUGGUGGUGGAUGUAGGUUACUGCCGCUAGUAGAGAGGCCAUGUUUCUCCAUUUUGCAAGAAGUCAUAAAAGCCACAAUUCGUAACGGAAAAAUACACAUCUGAUCAAUAGGGUAUUUAGACCUGCACACACCCCUCGCCCCACUCCCCCCACCCCCAUCAUAAAUACCCCUUCCGGUACCCCUUCCCCGGCCCCCAUCCACACGGCCAGGACAUACGUUUGGUCACGGUCAGCCAAUAAGGCCUGUAAGUUCCCGUAGACUACAUAUGAACCUGACACGGAUCGAUUGCUGCAUUCAUCCGGCAUUUCUGGUCUUGUAUUGUCUUGCUAGGAAUGCACAGCAGUUGGCAGGCCUUGCGAUUCCAACAUUCCCGCUUUCAUACAAGCAGUGCUUGUUAGUUUGAACUAUAUAAACAUUUACUUCAACAGUUUUAUAUUUGACUCAUGCCCCAUCCCUCAAGCUCCUUCUCCCCCCCCCCUCUCCUUUUUUCAUUACGCGCACGUAUAGCUGUUGGACGGACAUGGUUCGAAAGCCCAUGUUUGUUUUGAAUGAAUGUUUUUCAGCUUGAUUGAUUGCUGGCCGACUGGAUUGCUUUUCCAGUGUGUUGGUUGUUCAAAUUUGAUUGUUGUUCAACUACAAAAGUUGUUGACCUAUAGUUUGUAGGGCUGAGCCGGGUGCCAACCCGGAAAUGUUGAGCAUUGGCGCACCCGGCACAUACCCGGAACCGGGCAAUGAAACGGAACAGGGACCGGUAAUUAAAUGAAGUUAUCUUCUCAUUUUCUAAAAUGUGUUUCACCCCAUGGGGAGAAAUGAAAAGUACAAACAUAGAACCAGUAUAUCUUUUUCACAUUAUUAUUAUUAUGUUAUUUUUUUUGGGGUGGGGGGGGGGGUUACAUUUUACUGUACCUCAUUUUACAUGUAUUUUUAAAUAAAUAACAGAAAACUGAAUUUGUGCGAAACUAAAUGUAAGCUAAAUGAUAAUACGAAUUGUGUAAAAAAAAAUGGGUUGCAAAGAAUAAUGGGUUGAAAAGAAUAAUGGGUUGUGAGUAAAAAGGGGAGGGGAGAGAGUUUACAUUUUACUGUACCUCAUUUUACAUGUAUUUUUAAAUAAAUAACAGAAAACUGAAUUUGUGCGAAACUAAAUGUAAGCUAAAUGAUAAUACGAAUUGUGUAAAAAAUAAUGGGUUGCAAAGAAUAAUGGGUUGAAAAGAAUAAUGGGUUGUGAGUAAAAUGUGUAUUUUUCGGAUUUGAAUUUUCAUUUUUAAAAUUAAAAUAUUACUUUUAGUGAUCGUAUAAAUUUCUUAUUGUUACUACGCUCUGUCUAAACUCUGACCACACUACAUUUUCAAAAAAGAUGCAAUUUAAAAACUGAUUCAUUUUCGCUGGAUGUCGGCAGCUAAGGUAGCACUUCCUUUCAAUUAAAAAAAAAACAAACAUUACAUUAUAAUGACGAUUUUAAGUUUUUGUAGAAUUUUUUUUUCUUAUUUGUCACAUUUGAAAAAAAAAAAUUAUAAAUCUAAAAUAAAAAUUAAAAGUUGACAACUUCCACGAUAAUCCGUAGCCAGGUGUGUGAAUGUUUUCAAAUAUUUUCUGGGGAUUGACUUACAGACCCCCUUAUGUAAACACCCCCUCCCCCCCCCCACUUACAGAUCCCCCCUCUGUGGAACCCUCCCCCCAACCCACCUUUCUUAGCCCUUAUUUGAUCACCCGAUCAAAAUUCCAAUACCAGCACCAUUUAUCUACAAAAAGGUUAACCCCGACCCGAGAAGUUUCAUCAUUUCAAGGUAUUUUUAUGGUUGUGGGUCGCCACAACUUGGCAAAUGUUAUAAGGGUUGGGGCACUAAAAAUGUUGAGGACCGCUUAGUUAGGAAUAUAUCAUUAAGCUAGCUAUUUGUGUUUUGAAGCCUAAAACUUUGAUGGCUUCUGGAUCGCUGAUGGUUCUAUGCAUGUACUUCUCACGUCUCCCCACAUAAAAAAAGGAGAAGAUAGCCUAGCACCCGACGGGUAUUUUCUCAAAAUACCCGGACAAGAUCACCCGUCGGGUAUUUUAUCACCGUACCCGGACUGGAUGUAAAAAUGUAAUAAACAUAAACUACACCCAGCUCAGUCCUAGUGGUUGUUCCUACACGCUGCCAGUGUGAGAAUAGAAGCAUUUUUUUAAAACCAGAUAUAUCAUUGUUAUAAUAUCAUAGUAUCACUACAUAUAUCAUUAGUAUGACACUGGGUGUUUUUACAAUAGUAACACACUGGUCCGAUAAUGGUCACGUGGUGAUAGUGGUGUAGAGGCGUUGGUUCACGGAGCUGAACUUUGCCAGCUUCACUUAUUUCCCUAUCUAAAUAAUCCAGUAUAGCCUGAUGAUCUCCGUCCCUGGAGUGGUAGUGGUGGUGGGGGGUGGCUGGGAGGGAGGUUGCGUGUUGUGUGCGGUCAACGCGGGACGCGAGCCCGCCCCCCCCCCCACCCCUUUUCCGGUCGUAAACGUGGCAUUAAUUAUGCAGGCCAGGAAAUGCAACAGGUUGACACUUUCUUAAACGCUCAUUUUAAUAUUUGAUCGCAGGAGAUUUAGUUAUGUCUGAUGAGAUGCUCGCACGGCAUGGUUAGGUUAUGUCAGAUAAAUGACAUCCCCACAUGGCAUGGUUAGGUUUGGUUAGAUAGGCGACAUCCCCACAUGGCGUGGUUAGGUUUUGUUGGAAACAUGACAUCCUCACACACCAUGGGUAGGUUUUGUUAGAUACAUGACAUCCUCACACACCAUGGGUAGGUUUUGUUAGAUACAUGACAUCCUCACACACCAUGGUUAGGUUUUGUUAGAUACAUGACAUCUUCACACACCAUGGUUAGGUUUUGUUAGAUACAUGACAUCCUCACACACCAUGGGUAGGUUUUGUUAGAUACAUGACAUCCUCACACACCAUGGUUAGGUUUUGUUAGAUACAUGACAUCCUCACACACCAUGGUUAGGUUUUGUUAGAUACACGACAUCCUCACACACCAUGGUUAGGUUUUGUUAGAUACAUGACAUCCUCACGGCAUGGGUAGUUACCGGUACGAAAAAUAUUCCUCUUGAUGUCAUGUGUAUUAGAAUUUAGCGUUAUUUUGGAGAGUCGCCUUGAUUUAAUCUUUAAAGUAACGAACUUAAGACGCGUGCUUUUAAGUAUUGCUGGUAACGAGAGAGGUUGAGGAUCGUAAUACGAGGGGAUUUACUGAUUGUGCGACAAUGAGAAUCAUAGUUACAAGGCUGGUGAAUUGUUUCGACGUAGUUGUAUACCAGUAACAAUGCUCACCACUGAUGAAAGUAAUUGACAUACACAAAAAAAUGUAAUUAGCCCAAGGCAGCUGGUGGUGUUUGUUCUUAAAGUCUCAUUGUGAGAGGCAUUGGAGCGUGAACGGACGCAAUGGCGAUUUCCCUUUGGAACCAGUGCACGGAUGACUUCUUGGUACAAACUGCUCCAGGCACACUCCUCGCUAGAUGCCUGCACUAGAACGUGUUUCAUGCAGUCUCCCCCCCCCCCCCCCCCCCCCCCCCCCCCCAAGACCCCCGCGCUGGAAAUGUCAUGGUCUUCGAGUUCACCACAAAACAUACGAAUUAAGGUGAGAUGACUAUAAAGGCCUCACCUGUAAAGAAAGAGGUUUGUUUUGAACUCAUUAUCCAAGUUGAAAUAAAACCGUAGUUCGGUUUACCGGAUUGUAGCCUAAAGGUGUCUAGGGUUAAAAAAAAAUACAUAAAUCUAAGCUCAUUUCUUUGUCAGCCCACACCCCAAGAUCAGAACGCCACCCACGCCACCCUAUUCCGACCCAGCCGAGACACCCGCAAACCCGCCUUCUUCUGCGUUUGACCACCGUUUAUUCUGGUUUUUGUUUGUUUGUUUGACAGGAAGACCAGAACAGAGGCAAGGCCAACUGGGAACACCUAAACGAAGACCUCCACGUACUCAUCACCAUAGAGGACACACGGAACAGGGGAGAAAUCAAAUUACAGAGGGCCAAAGAGGAAGUCAAAAAAUUAUUAGUCCCAGCUGUAAGUCAUGUGACGCUUUUCAUAACGUCUUUUUUUUUUUUUUUUUUUUUUUUUUGUGGUUUUUUUUUUUUUUUUUUUUUUUGUUCUUUUAUUUAUUUACUACAAAUAAAAGAAAAAAAAGAAUUAAAAAAAAAAAAAAAAAUAGAUAUUAGACAGUGUUUCUUGAAAAGUAGGGCAUCUCGGACUUUUCAAAGCUCUAAAAUGUUUCACUUAAUUUUUUAAAUUACUUAUGAAAAAAUACAUAUUUUGAGCUGCUGAAAUAUCCGUUUGAGAAACACUGUGAACUGAAUUGCCUGGGAUAACCCGGUAAGAGUUAUUGGAGGAUGGAUUUGGUUAAUGGAUAAUCUGUGGGUUUCAAAAAUGGGUAAUAGUGGGUUUCAAAAAUUGAUAACCAUUGUACUUGGUAAACAAACAAACAAAAGUUGGAUUUUAGAUGUUUGAUAAUAGUGGGAUGCAAUUGAAAAAGGAUACAAGUUGCGACCAUAAAAUGAUCCUAUGUUUUCUCCAAAAGUUUUAUCACUUCAAUAUAAAUGUUAGUUUUUGUUGAAUAUUUGGUGCCACUUUUUUGUUAGUGUUAACAUUUCUUAGCAUUAACAUUUUUUUAAAGUGGUAAUAACUGUACAUGGUAACAUUUCUGUGUUUAUGUAAGCGUUUGAAGUAAUUGUAAGGGUGUCUAUACUCUACCCAACCCAAUAUUUUCAUUUUAGAUGUUGUACUGUACGCUUGCGCCUCCAGCUAUAUUUCAGUUUCCAAUUUUAACAUUCUAUGCCCCCUCUUCAAAACCUAACCGCACAAUGACUUAAAAAGCUUGCACCGUCAAUGCAAAAAAAAAUAUUAAAAAAUGAACUUGAUUCACGCCGUCGGUGAUAUGAAAAAUUCGUUAUACCAAACGCGAUUUUCUUGUAAAAUUUUUGUUAUAGUAUCCUAGAAAAUGAUUACGCAUUUUAACAUUAUUUGGGAAACUUUCGUGGAAUGAAAAGUUCAACGUAUGUACGCGUACAAGGUCCCGCUGUAUCUUGGUCUACUGGCGGGCGUACGAGGUCCCGCUGUAUCUUGGUCUACUGGUGUGAUGGCUUGGAAGACAGAUACUGAGCAAUAUGACGUCCAACGUAGAAUUAUUAUUUUGAGGUGCGUGUUUCUGGCACUGUGUCAUCCAAGAUGGCGUUUUAGAUAUGUAUGGGAGCCUCAUUACAACAUCCUCGUGGAUUCUUAGCAUGAAAAGAAGAGCGGAACAAAAAAAAAAAAAGCCCUAACAACUCCAGGAAGCGAAGCAGGAAUAUUUUUUAUAUUUUUCUUUUUGGGUUGUUAAAAAUCUCUCUCGCCACGCUCUCGUCAGAAAUUCAAUGGCGUUUUAGAUAUGUAUGGGAGCCUCAUUACAACAUCCACGUGGAUUCUUAGCAUGAAAAGAAAAGCGGAACAAAAAAAAAAAAAGCCCUAACAACUCCAGGAAGCGAAGCAGGAAUAUUUUUUAUAUUUUUCUUUUUGGGUUGUUAAAAAUCUCUCUCGCCACGCUCUCGUCAGAAAUUCUAUUCUAGCUUGUGUGUGAACUCGUUAGAAAGAGCAACAGGGAUGAUAAAUCACUUGUCCUAACGCAUAACUCCACACAGUUGACUCGCUUUUCUUACAGCGCCGAGUCGUGCCGUCUGAAGGAUCAGGCGUGAUUGCCUCCCUCUUGGCAACCGUUGGCAGCUAAUAAAGAAUGGGGGAAUCAUUUUUACGACCCACAUUUUCCUCACAGAAACUAUCUGGUUUUGAAAUGUUCAAAUCCCUCAGACGGAAAAAAAGAAAAAGAAAAGAAAAGAAACAAACCAAAAGAUGGGGUCGGCAGGGGCGCUCCCAACCGUCAUAACCCAGGCUAGGUGAUGAUUGUAAUCAUUCUGUAAGUUGGUCCAGUCUUGCAAACAAGUAUGAAUGUCUGCAAGCUUCUCUUGGACUGCCUUGCAGAACAUGAUAUUAAGACGACGUGAGGUUGAUCGCAACAGCGGCAGUUGUGAAGAUCAAGACAAGAGUCAUACAUGAAUUGUGAACAUCAUAAGUCAUACAUGAAUUGGGAACAUAAGUCAUGCACGAAUUGUGAACAUCAUAAGUCAUCCAUGAACGUCUAAAGCUGGCCCAUGUCAGAAGCACGAUACUCCACUCACGCACCCCUCCUCCUACCAAUGUAUUCAAAUCUACGUCAUGAAGCUGCUUUGAUAUUGCUCCGUGGAUCCAACCUUAGCCUCCGUAGCAUUGUGACGUUAACAUACAUCCUGUCAUACAUUUUGAGAGAAAUCUCACAUAUAGAAAUUAUUUUCAUCCCAUAUUUACACCAAAAAAUAAAAAAAAAAAUGUCUUAUUUUUGAAAUUCUAAUUUUGCGGUUUUGUCUUGAAAAAAAACCCACAAAAAAAAACAAUUUGUGUAUGCACCGUCAUGCACUCCCACACUGCUCGCGCUCUGACGCAUGCAGCGAUCCCACGACGACGUGCCUCAUUCUGGACAUCUCAAGUAUGGCCGACAGUAAAUGGGAAAUACUGCCAUCAGUCUUUCAGAUGAUUGGUGGCCUCGGGGAGACUCGAGUUUAUGCGUUCGGGAGGGGAAGAUCACGGUGAAGCCCCGGAGUGGGUUGGGGGAGGAUAUUGAAAAUAUUGGUCCCCCCAAUAAAAGCUAUUAUUAGAUUAUUGGCAAACAAAUACCUCAUGAUAUAGAAAGAGACAAAGAAAUCACCAGCCGAUUUGGGGGGGGGGGGGUUAUGGCAUAAAAGAUUAAUAGAGCAGGGUAUGACGGGGUGAGGCGGUGAAUGAAUUUAUUGGGAUAGAUUAAAAGGAAAGCGGGGGGAGGGUUGGGGUGGAGGGAAAAGAAAUCACCAGCCGAUUUGGGAGGGGGGGGGUGUUAUGGCAUAAAAGAUUAAUAGAGCAGGGUAUGACGGGGUGAGUCGGUGAAUGAAUUUAUUGGGAUAGAUUAAAAGGAAAGCCGGUGGAGGGUUGGGGUGGAGGGUGCGAUGGACGUACGUUAUCUGAGUUAAGCAGGGUCCCCACUUAUUUCAUCCCUGGAUCACCUCCAAUAAUAAAGAAAAAAAUUAUUUAAAAAAACAACAACCUAGCAAUCACGAGAGGCAGAAGGCAUCUUUAUUGUUUUUCUUUUUCUACUCCCCCCCCCAUACACACACACACACACACACACAUUCCCGGACCUCAACGCCGGCACAAUUUACCCAUGUCUGUAAAUGAGAAGCACAGACAUCAUUUUAAGAAGAUAAGAAAAAAGCUUAAGACCUGAAUAAUUUCACAACUAUUCCUCCCCUUCGUUUAUUUCUUGAAACCCUUUUCAAUCUGUUUCCACGCGAAUCCCACCAUCGGCUUAUUUGUUAUUUUUUUUACUUUUGUAAACAAAAAAUAUCUCAUUCUCCGUUUCUGAAAAUAGCCGACAGCCUAAAAGCUAAUCUACAAGUUUCGCCUUACGGCUCUGAAAAUAGUGUGUGUAGGGGAAAAGGGGGGGGGGGGGCGGGCGGAAAGAUGCUCUACCGUACUUUCCAGAAAUAUAUUUUGUAACACCCAUCGCCUUCUCCGUUUGUUAUUUCACUUGAACCCCUCAUGUGCGUAUCGGCUCCCCAACAGAAAUGAUAUUUUCAUACGACUUUUAACGCCUUACCUCCCGAAAUAGCUCACCUGCUAGAAUCGGCGUCAAAUCUCGUUAGAUAAGUACGGGAACUUGUCUGCGCUACGAGAUGGUGCAAUUAGUUACGCUGGAGCAGACACGGGUUUGUUUGAAGUCAAUAGGGCGUGCUUUUCAGCACCGUGGAGAACUGAAGUUGAACAGACAUGUCAUGGUGCGUACAUGCCUGGUGCGUACAUCUAAAAACCCUGUAGUAGAACGAACACUUUGAGAGCGUGGCGUGGAACUAAAUUUGAAAUGACUUGAUAUUAGCCUUUAAAGGGUUGUUGUCUUUAUCAAAAUAAAAAAUCUGCCGCAAUUAAUUUUAUUGACACUCAACUUUUUUUGGUUAAGUUUAUGCAUAAUUUCUAGUACGGUAUUUUUUAUCAUACACCGUAAUAGAAUGCCGCCCCCCCCCCUUUUUUUUUCUCCCGAGAGUGCUGCUGGGAUACAUGCAGUUCAGUUCGCAUGUAAGUCUUAAGCAGUCUUAUUUUUGUGAAAUUUAUUGAAAUUUCUUGGAGAGAAGAUUGUGGUCGCGAUAUUACGUAAGGAGGCAGAUUUAUCCGUACCCUAAUUUAUGUUACCGAUGUGGCCAGCGCGCCUAAAUUUUAGCCUUUCUUUUUAACGCCAAAAAUAUAGUUACUGCUUUGGUGUGCCAGUCAGCACCAGAGUUUUGUCUCAGUUUAUUUUUGUGUAGAACCCAAAGGAGUUAGCGGAUGUAUCAGCAGAGCAAUAGUGGGACGGUGUUAGUAAGUGAUUUUGCGAGUCUUCAUAAAGACCCUAUCACAUCAUCGAUCGAUCGAUUAUCGAUUGAUUUGAACUUUCCUUUAAAAAAAAAAAAGGUAACGGUGCCACCAUCUGCUCGUCAGUCCCUGGUGGUGUAAGAACCCACGUUUGCAUGUCGGCUGUACCCUUCUUUAAGCAUAGGGCACCUGACGUGGAGAAGUAUGCCUGUCCUGACAAUACCGUGUGUGUUUCUCCGUCCUGAUGGAUGCGGCCAGUGGACGGCCUGGGCUACGUUGUCCGUGGCCCGUGUGCUCCGGUCCUAAAUGGAUGCACUUGUUUGGCUUCCGCGUGCGUGCUGAGACGGAGUUCCAGGCCAACUAAAUAAAGGCUGGUAGUUUAUGUUGGCUUAUUCAGACCCGAGUCUUCUUUCAGUCGAUACCGUCGGUUCGUGUUUUAGAAAGGCGCCCGCUUAGGAUCGCCGCCAUUCAACGGUAUGAUCGAUUCCGUUUGAAAUUGGUGGUCGUUGCCAUCUCAGAUCGUGUUCGUUGACAAAUAUCAAUUUAGGAUUGAUGCCAUUUAAUACGCGGCCGAUACCAUGUCAAUUCAUGAUCGGUACGAUUUCAAACAAUUAAUGGUUAGAUACCAUUUAAAUCAACGAUCGAUACGUUCAAUUAAUGGUCCUUGUUUGGUAUUUCAAUCGAGAUCGAUACCAUUCAUUUCAUAGCCGUUACAAGUGAUGGGCGUUGCCGUUCAUAAAUUAGAUUAUGAGUCAAAUUUAUCCCUAUUGUCAACGAAACUAGAAUUGUUUCCCCAAACUAUAUUGGGGUAACUAUCAUCCCGCCCCCUCUAUCCUUCCCAUUUGAGAAUUUGUAUCGCUUUUCUUUGAAAUACACCAGAGUUCACCAGAGGGAAAGCAUGAAGCAUAAAAACCUGCUUCUUUUUUUCCCCACCCUCUUUAACCUUUUUCCCCACCAUCUUUAACCUUUUUCCCCAUCUUUAACCUUUUUCCCCACCAUCUUUAACCCUGUGCAUAAAAUGAUAGUCCAAGGUGUGGCUAUUUUAAGAAUGUUUGGUGCAUUGUUUCUUUAUAACUGAAGGAUCCUUCUUUUUAAAUUUGGGUAAAAAAAAAAUAAUAAAUAAACAAAAAAAUGCUCACUGUUUUUAGAAACUGUAAAGUUAACUGUAACCAUUUAGCUAUUGUUGGAAUCGACCACAUCCUGUCUGGCUCAUUAAAGCUGAAAAUGGAACACCCCUGGGUUAGGGGUAGGGGAGCCGUAAAGGGGGUUUAUGGGGGUUAGGGCAAGAUAAUAACAGGUAGAUACGAUGAAAUUAUCUAGGGGGGGGGGGGUCAAAUAAUAACGGGGUCAGUUUAAAAUCGAUCUAUAUAAUAUGACCAGUUUCGAUCUCGUGGACUGCCCAUAACUAUAUUAUACUUCCCAGACAUGAUAGUUUAUCAUAUAGCGUACUAUCUUGACACUAUUCCAGUGUCCAGACUUUUUAGUCUUAAACUACAAUCCAUCCAUCCAUCUCUGUGGCGCUACAGCCUAUGUAGGGCUUUUGGCCUGUCUCACCACUUCCUUCCACUCACACCUAACUGAUGCUUUUCUUUUCCAUGCCUGAAUUCCCAGCCGUUGUAGAUCCUCUCCCACAUCAUCCUUCCAUCGGAGCCUAGGUCUGCCUUGAGGCCGUUUUCCUCUGGGUUUUUGGUGAUGUGCCCUCUUCACUCCUCAGUAAUUUAAACUACAAAUGUAAUGAAAUUACAAGUCGAUUUGUACCAUCGUAAAAUUACGAUUAGUGCGAUCAUAACCUUGAGUUUGGAAGCUAUGAAAACAUUUAGAAACAUGUCUUUCAGUGACGUGAAUGCCUUCAGAUCGGAUUCUUUAUAAUGUAAAUCCUCGUGAUUUUGCUUUCUGAUCUAUUUUUGGUAGGCGGUUUGAAAAUAGUGUGUGUGUGGUGGGGGGGGGUGUUAGAUAUAAUAUGUAACUUUUAAUGUAUGUUAAUGAUAUAAUUUUAAAUUUAGGUUGGUGAUAUAAAUUUUGAUGCGUGUAUGGCCAUUUAAAAAAAAAAUGGCGGGGAGUUGGGGGAGGGGGGCGAGAGAGAGAGAGAGAGAGGGUGAAAGCCAACUUUGAAGCAUCACCCCCCCCCCUUUUUUUUUUCCAAAUCUCUUAUUUUUACAUUUAAAAGAUCUGAGCUUUUAAAACUUUAAGUACUGCGUUCAAACNUUUUUUUUUUCCAAAUCUCUUAUGUUUACAUUUAAAAGAUCUGAGCUUUUAAAACUUUAAGUACUGCGUUCAAACACUGCCCACCCCUCUCCCCAUAGGCCAUAUCUUGGCACGUGGGACUUUUUAAAAAAGAUAACUAUUUGCAAAACUAUACGGGAAAAUAGAUUGGACGAACAGGAGCCCGGGGUGGGGGGGGGGGGACUGAAGAGUCAUGUUGUACAAAUAUCUGAUCCACUUGUAAAAGAUGUACCGUGAUUACACAUCUUAAGAUUUCCCUCUUCCCCCCCCCCCCCCAAACGGUGGGACAAAUAUAAGUGGAUGGUGCACCUGUUAUCCCCGUGUCGUAAUCAUGCCAACGAUAGCACCCGUCUCCCUUCAUCAGGUAAAGACUUCCUCUUGAUUCCACGCUGCAAUAAAGAUUUGGCCCCGGCCACAUACAUACAUAUAUAUAUAUAGCAAAGUGGGUUUAUUGGUCAGCAAGCCCAAGGCAAACUUUCCCGAGUAAAGUCGUUUUUGUAGUGGUGGAUGUAUCUAUAGUGUGAACUAUAUCCUCUUGCUGCGGAGUUAGUUACCAACGAUCGCACCGCACCCACCCACUGAGAGAUGAUGGUCGCGUGCGGUUCACACGGUUUAGUUUGAAUUACUGAAUUGCUAAUGAGGCAUAUGGUCGGUAUUGGCCAUAUUUCACUUCUAGAUUGGCCAAAUUCAGCGAGCCCGUGGAAAUAGCCCCAGAGACCAUGAGAAUAGCUCACCGUGAGUAUAGCCCACCGUAUAAAGGACAAGGACGGAUCAUCCAAACAUCUCCACUCCUUUCACAGACUUCAGCAUGUGAAGCUCAUUAUCUCCCCUCUCUCACCCCUUCCCUCUUCACGCAAGGAAACUAACUCACCAAGAUUCUCCUUGUUGCCUGCUGUUAAUUAUCACCACUUUAUGUCGCCACGACCAAAAUGCCCAUUUUUGAAAAUUAUAAGCGAUGCGGUCAUUUAUUUGACCGAACCCAUGCAGCAAUCGCUCUUACCGACUCGAGAGUAAACUGUCUUUUUCUUUUUUUUUCUUCCUGAAAUUUAAGCCUGUAUAUAUAAUAUAUAAGAGUAAAGGUAUCUAUUCAUUGUGGGUGCCAGCAAUGCUAUAUUUUGACAAGGGUUGCCUUCCAGUGGCUUAAAACAAACUUUGCCUUCUGUUCUAUCGUCUUAUGUUCCCACCUCAACCACCCCCCCCCACUUCUGCCACAGCCAUUCCCUAGCCACGCAUACAUCACACCAACAUGUCACACAAGCAAGCAUUUAGGUUCGGUUCAUACUCAACUGGUUCAUACUCAACUCGGCUCAGUUUUUUUUUAUUUUUACUUGGCACCAAAUCUGUGUAGCAGCAAUGGUUUGUGACUGGAGGUGAAAAAAAAAAGAAGGGGGGGGGUGGGUGGAUAGAAGGGGUGGCUUUAGAAAAUAUGGGGUAGAAAGUCAGGAAAUGACCAACUAUAUGAAACUAUACUGUAAACUAAUUGGUUUGCUGUACAGAAGAAACAAUUUUGGUGCUCCAAUGACUCAUAUUGAAUAUAUCUCCUUNCCUUUUUUUUUUUUCUUCCCUUUCCCAAAGUCAUAUCUUGGUGGUCAUGGCCUCUCACCCUAAUCUGAGCCAGCACUCUUCCACUUCUUGGUUCUGAAAGCAAUGCCUCUAGACACGGGGUCUAACACAGGGGGGCACUAAUCUGGUUUUAUCAGAGCUGACAUGUUGUCAGAAGAACUGUAUCACCAGUAAUCAGCAGGGAUUGUCCUCCUUGUGGCGCUGAAGGAUAGAACAGGAGAAGCAGAGAUGGCCAAGCGUCUAGAUGUGUUUGUUGCACAGUAACCAAAUAUGUUGUCAAAUUAAAUACUUCCAUUAUGGUUAUCCACAGACUUUAACAAAAUAUCUAUUUUUUUCACCUUAAUUUUAUUUUUUAAUUAGCAUAUCCCUUGACCCAUUUUACCAUUUUUAAAAUUAUCUUUUAAAAAAUGUGUAUGUGGGGAAAGUUUGGGGGCAAAAAGGGGGGGGGGAGGGUUUGUAAGUAUUUGAAGAUAUCUUAUGGGCUCCUGAAUAAUUUUAUUUUUACUUGUUUCGCUACUCUGGAUUAAAAUUUUGAUUGUACUUGAGAUAAUUGACACAAACCUUGCAGGUUUAUUCUGAGUACAAUGGCUCUCUUUAAUUCUUAUAUUGCUGGCUUUUCAGAUAAAGAGUGUAAUUUGUUGUUGAUUUCUUACCUCUGUUACUUUUUGAGAUUCAUUUUAACCAAUGCAUUGUAAUGAGAUCAGAGAAACUCUUAUUUGGUUAGGAAAUGCAGGGAAAGGGUUGAGUUGUGAAUACCGGUAAUGCAUAACCAGUAAUGAAUAACUAUAACUAGUAAUGAUGAACUAGUAAUGAAUUACUAGUGAUCUAGUAAUGAAUUACUAGUGAUGAAUAACUAUUAAUGAAUAACUUGCUUGGGACUCAUAGUCCCUGCACAAUCACUAAGUUAAGAUCAAAUGAGCAUAGAUCAGCCUAUCAUACAUUUGGGCAACAUGAAUAUUGGUGCUUAAUAUCAUUUAUGCCCAUAUCUUUUAAGACCAAUUUUUUUUUCCAGUGGUAAAUUGUCUGGGUACAAUGGAUGGGGAGAAAAAAAUGUCCACAACUUGUAUGCUGUGAAGGCACUGGGUUGAGAAAGAUUUUUUUAUGAAAUGGGCUCAGCCAAUGGGAUUGAGAUGGUGGUUGGCGAAGAAUUUUUUGUUUUAACUGGCACUUUUCUUUCAGCCUGAUGGAGAAGAUGAUUUGAAGAAGAGGCAAUUGAUGGAGCUUGCAAUCAUGAAUGGCACCUACCGAGAUGCUAAACUCUUUCACCCUGCUCAAUUUGCACGUAAGUCACAAAGGGCCAGGUUUUUUAGCCACCCCUUCCGUCUGCCUUUGCAGGCAGCGAGGUCACACUUUUAUUAACCCCAUCUGGACUUAUUCACUAACCCGCCAUCAUUCACUUGUUCUUUCUUUUAGCCGGACGGAGAGGAUGAUCUCAAGAAACGCCAACUCAUGGAGUUAGCUAUAAUUAACGGGACAUAUCGAGACACGACCAAGCCAUCUCCGGCACCCACCCAGAAUUCAGUGCCUGGUCGUAAGUGUGCUCGGAGUUUGCCCUCACCCAAAAAAAAAAAAAACUUCGUCAAACAAAAAUUACUCGGCCCACUGACUAUUUUAAUCUUUCGUACUGGUUACCUGUUGUCCCUUAGCUGUGUGCGGUGCCUGGCUUGUUAUAUUGACCAUGAGUUAUGGUUCCUUUUUCUCCUUAUUUGCUGCAGUCUAUUCCUAUCUUUAGUUCACCUUUCUCCAAACAUUUGGGUUGCAAUUGGUCUAUUUAUAUUUAUAUAAAUAUGUCAUUUCUUGUCUGCAGGGUUGGUAGCACUGAGAUAUUAGGCUAGGUGAAAUCUCUGUCCAAGUCUUUACAUGUCCCAUAUUUUAAGCAACCAUAACGUUAUCUAAAAGGAUUUGAAAAUGACUUUUUGCAGUCUCCAAUAUUUUCCUAAUUUGAAGGAUAACCCACAACCAUUAAUAACAAAGCAUACUAUUAUAAUAUAUUUUUUCCACUUAAAAAAUUUCAGUGCUUCCAAUUACUGCAUAUGUUAUUCAAAUUUUUGUAGUUAGUGACAAUCUUAUAUUACAACUAGAUUUUUAGAUAUUAUUACCUAAUGCAUGUGGAAUAAUAAUUCCCCCCCCCCCCCCCCCUUAAAAACAGGUGUGUUGGAUUAAGCUGUAUACAUGUUUAUUAUUUACAGCAGGGCUUAGUAAAUGAUUUUAAAACAAAGUAGCUUGAUUGUAAACAAUAAAAAUGUAAGAAGUUUUUAUUUGUGUACAUUAAAGAAAGAUGGGUUGAUAGGGUAAAAAAACAUGAUCAUCAACUAUGCACCAGUUAAAUUUUAUGAAAUCUAUUGAACUUUUGGUGUUUGGAUAACAAUAGUUUUAAAAAAGGCAAACAUUUUCUUUACUAAGCCUUUUGAAAAAUCUUUUCAGACAAAAGAGCAGUCCUACAUAAUCAUUGUUUAUUCUGCUUCUGGAUGGGUUCCCUAGCUUUCCAGAGUCUGGCCAUUUUGUGUCUUCAAUCAGAUUUUUUCUCUUUAUUAUGUCAUUAGCAUUUUUGUGUGUGUUUUUAUUGCAUUUCUUUUAAUAUAUAACUACUAUCAUAAAAUGCAGUAUAUUUGGGGCACUAACUUUUGACACAUCAGUAAAAGUGUUUUUAAAAAAAUGUGAAGAUGAUCCAAAUUUAUUAAUUUGAGAAAUUUCAGAUUUCAAUUUUUCAAACAGUUGAGUAAAGAUUUACAGCUCUUUUUUUUUUUUUUUUUUUUUUUUUUUUUUUUUUUUUUUUUUUUUUUUUUUUUUUUUUUUUUUUUUUAAAAAAUUUAAUAAAAAUUUAAAGUUUUUUUUUUUUUUUUUUUUUUUUUAAAAAAAAAACAAAAUUUUAAAUAGCCAAUGGCCAUAAUUCAUUUUUUAAUUUUCCCCUUCAGUACAGCAGUUUGCCAACCAAGAUAUUAAAUUAGGCUAGAGACAGGCCUCUCAGUGCAUGCUGGGCUUUUAUGUAUUUAUUGCAUGUUUUUAAUGAACUUGACAUAGUGUAGCAAUAUGUAGACACUUUUCUUCUGUUUCCCAAUUUCUGAUGCAAUGAGCCAUAGUGCUCAUUAACUCUUUAAAAAAAACUUUAGCUAUGUUGUUAAAACAAAAGGAAAUGGCUCUAGUAAAUACUUGUUAAAAGAUUGUCAGAUUUAAGGCACAAUUUGGUGAGGACAAAAUGAAACAAAUAAUUUCUUUUAAAUUAUAUUAAAAAUAAAGUAUCUAAUCAGUGAGUUUCAUCAAUUUUUUAAUUAAAUUUUUUUAAAUAGAAUAAUGUGGCACCCGAACUUGGAAAAACUCAUUUGAAUUCAAUUGUUAAAACUUAUUUAUUUAAAAAUGUGUACAGGCUUUUCAAGAAAACUUGAAAAUUUUAACUACCAGGAAACUUAACACAAAUCUUGACUCAUGUACUAACUACAAAUCAAAUUUAUAAAUGAAAUAUUUUGAAUUGUUUAUACUUUCAGACUUCGUCCACCAUAAUGACCGCACAUGGAGCAACCCGUUUGGUCAGUGAAAUGGAAAAUUUUUAUUUGAGCUCAAUUGAUCCAAAUAGAUCAUUAAGUGAUUCUUGAUUCUUUUAUUGAUGAGCCAGAAUCACCAAGCUUUAUUUUGGAUCACUUGGACUCUUGUUAAUUGUUCUAACCCUGUAUGACAGUGAAGGCGGAAUUAAUCUGUUUUGUCAUUUUUGUUAUUGCCCAUGCUCAUUAUGGUGGACUAAGCAUUGAUUUUGUCAUACUUAUUAGUUCUACUGACUUUUCUGUUUUAUUUAUCUUAGGUAUUUUAUUAAAUGCAAUCCAUUUUUGUUAUACACCACUAUUUAUUAACAUGUUUUUAGUUGGGUUUUUUUUUACCUACAUGCAACAAAACAUACAUCAGUAAUAUUAAUUUGCAUUUUAUCAUUAAUCCAGCUAAGUUUUAUUUAAACAUUACAAAAUUUUUGCACUUGUUUUACUUACAAUGGUUCCUGCUCAAGAAAUUAUGAAAUGUAAUGAGUCGUUUGUUUAAAAAAAAGAUAUUCCAAAACUUGUAUGUUGCAAAACAUAUUCUCAUGAAAUUAAAGCGCUGAUUGCAUUCAUUGAUAUUCACUUUUCAUAAUGCAGUAUGAGGCAUAAAAAUAAUAUUUUAUGAAACAAGGAGGAUUCUCCAAGCUAAUUUUAAGAAACACGCUUACGAACAUUUAAUUUUUUAUUUUAAAAUAUGUGCACAGUUGUGAAACCACAAUCCAUGUUUCCUUCCCCCCCCCCUAGAGGAAAGAGAAUUGAAUACAAUUCUUCUCGUAAAAAAAUGUAGCUACAUAUUAGGUUUUGUGGAUCAUAAUUUUUUGAGCAGAAACCACUUUGUUAGACUCAAUAGCUCCACUGUAUUUAAAUUUGUCCCGUUUCUCCCUAACCAAAGUGUGCUUUGCUCUUACCCCCACAGAAGCCCACCUCCAGCUGGGCGGGAUGCCCAUGUUCCUUCCCCCUGGCCACCCGGGGCAACCGGGAGUUCGUGCCCCUGGUCAGAUGCCACACUUGGUCCCCGUUAGCGGGGCAAACUCCCUCUCUGAUGGUUUGUCCAUGUUGAAUUCAUUUUCUUUUGGCCAUACGGGUACAGCGAUAUUUACCUAGCUUAUAUUUCCAACUAAACAAACUCACACCUUCAUCUAACCGACUGCUAACUCUUAGGAAGAUUCACAGGAGAUCUUAGUCUUUAAAGAGAAAGAUUUAGAAAAUUAAAUUAUAUCCUUACUUGUGGGUAAGAAUAAAAUCAUGUGAAAAUUGAACAUCUAAAUUUAUUUGUAAUGAAGGUUAUAUGAAACGUAUGCGUAUUAAAUGCAAACGAGCCUUAAAAUAUCAACAAAAAAAAAAAAGAAUUAAGAAUUAGAUAGCACAUGUUUAAGCAGUUAUUAUGAAAUGCACCAGUUAUUCUGUUUAAAAAAAAAAAAAAACUUGAAAAAAAAUUGAACAUCUAAAUUUAUUUGUAAUGAAGGUUAUAUGAAACGUAUGCGUAUUAAAAGAAAACGAGCCUUAAAAUAUCAACAAAAAAAAAAAAAGAAUUAAGAAUUAGAUAGCACAUGUUUAAGCAGUUAUUAUGAAAUGCACCAGUUAUUCUGUUUAAAAAAAAAAAAAAACUUGAAAUGUAAUUUUAUGUGGAAUUAAUUUGGGAAUCGUGCUUAGAACUGCUUUCAUUUACUAAUUUUAAAUAAUUAGACUAAUACUCAUAGAUAGCAUCAUUCAUUUCUAACAAGAGGAUAUGGUGUUAUUCCUUGCUAAUAUUUUGUGUCAUUUCAGUGUGGCUAACAUGACAAAUAGAAAAUCACAACUGUGUAGGAAUGGCCACGCAGGCAAAACUAUAGCAAAAGUAGUGAUUUUUCAAUCUUGCAAAUUUGAUCAGGAGAUAUAAAUAAUAAAAAAAGUGCGCAUGAAAAAAGAAACCUUGGCAUGUGAUUUCAGAGAUGAAAGGAAAUGCUAAGAUUAUUUAUUAUAUAAUUUUCUGAUAUUUUUUUUAUAGUGUUGCUGUAAAAGAAACGAAACAAAAAUAAACCCCACUAACAAUAAGGAUACCUUAAAUUAGAUGUCUGGUUAAAUAUUAACAAUUCCCUUUUACCCUUUAUUAACCUGAAUUAACAUUAACCUGACAUUGUGCAUAUUUAUUAAUUUAAUAGGAUUUGUUGUUUAAUUUGGAUUAAUUAUUUUUCAUCAAAGUGAAAAAGAAUUGAAAUUUGUCUGGAUACAUAUGGCCUACAUUAUGUUUUUCAUCAUUUUAUAAAAUUGUUUGCUUACGAAAAGAAAGAAAAAUUGAAUUCAUGAAAAAGAAAAAGAAAAAAAGGCCCAUUAUGGAAACCAAAAAGGAGUACAUUUAUCACAAUUUGAAAGUCUUAAAAACAAGUAAUCAUUGUGGGUCAUAAAUGCAUUAAGAAGCUAUAAUGAAUGAAGUUUCAAUGGGUCAAAUAUCUCCAUUUGUAGUGACCAAGCACAGCUGUACAGCUCAGAGAUAGCUUUGCUGCUAAUAGACUAAGGAAUUAUUUUAAAUGAGGGACUUCAAUUUCACUUUUUUUUUUAAAUGUGUGGUUUCUCAGCAUAAUAUAUAACAAGUGGCUGGCUUCACAAUUUGUUUAGCUUCUUUUUUCACUUUUUUUUUAGCAUGAGAAUCUUUCCUGCAGAAUUUUUACCCCCCCUCUUUCAGUGUUUUAUGUCCUCAGAUGGCCUAGAAGGGAGCCUCAUACUCUUAUAUAUGUACUUAUUAGUAUUACUCGUGCAUUUGAUUGAAUGCAAGUUUUUUUUCUUUUGGGGUUGUUGAUAUAGUCCUUUGUUCAAUUUUAAAAGUUUGCACUUGGUGCUAAUGGUUUCCUGUUUAUUUUUCAGAACAUGCAAGAUUCCUUCAGCCUCUUGCGAUUCAAAUGCGCACCCCAACCCCGUCAGGGGCACCAAUUAUUCUUGCCCCUCGUCUUCCACCACCGCAAGUUGUCGCAACGAAUCAAGGCAGCAUGAACGGAGCUCCGCCCCCAUUGGUGUCGCCCCCGGGGGAACACACAGGACUCCUUUACAACCCUUACACAAUGAGCGUCACGUCCAGCAUGCAUUCGUCCAUGGACCCUUACGGACUCGGUGGGGGAACACCAUCUAUCUUUGAAUAUCAGACACACUUGGAGCAGGCACAAGCGGGUAUGUUAGUUAGAAGAGACUAUAUCACCGGGAUGUGACCCCCUGGCUGACACUUCAUAAAAUGUGUGUCCUUGUAUUUCAACCAAGUUAUUUGAUGUUUAGAGUGACUUUUUUUGCUUUUCUUUUCUUUUUUUUUUCUUUGUUUUUUUUCCUAAAUAUUUUUAUAUUUUGUGAUUAUAAAGAGCAGUAUUCUAUUGGCCAUCUUGAUAUACAUGUGAUUUUUUUUGUUUUCUCACUUGAGAGUAUUGAGUUCAGAUCCUUAAAAUUGAUAAUUUAACUGAAGUUUGUUUUAAAACUCAAGAUUUUUUUUUUUUUAAAUAAAUUUCCUUGAAAUAAUUUUCUUUCAUAUGAGUUUACAUUAAUUAAACAUACACUAUUAGUAGUGUUGUCCAAACAGGAAGCCAUAUAAAACUUAUUCAAACAUGCUGUAAUUUUGAUGUUGCUCUUGAAGCCAGUGUUUCUCAAAGUGGUGGUCCAUGGAAUGACACCAGUCUGCAAGCUCCUAGUACCCCAUUCUGUAAUUUUUGGGAAAAUUUGGAAUAUGCAAUGGCAAUUAUCUAUAAUAUGUUGCUGUGUGCUCUUCUUCGCACUGAAAAGUUUGAGAAGCCCUGCUUUACACAAUGUUUAAGAUAUGAAAUAACUUUCGCUAUGUGGUACAUAAAAAUUUAAGUUGGUCAUGAUCAAUUCAGAUUUUUCUCUCCUUCAGUUUUUUGCCCAAACACUUGAGGUGUUUGUUAAAAAUUCUCUGUUGAAGUUGCCGUUCUUAUGAUUUUUUCAAUGCUCAAAUGUUAUACAUGCUAGUUAUUUUAGUGCGGUUUAUCAAAACAAAUAUUUUGCUUGAAAGUUAAUGCAUGAUUCUUGAGUUCAAAAGAAGACUUAAGUUAUUUUGACCUCCAACUCAUUAGUUUUGAUACAGAUUUCAGACUUAAAAUCCUUCAAAAUGAGUGCCAUUUUAAUUCUUAUAAAUUUUCAUGGAAAGCGCCCAACCAUCCAUUCUGUAUUUUACACUCAACAUUCCCAUCAAUUUCAUUGCUCUUUAAUUUGGGGUAGUUUUAACAGAAAAGCUUUGUCAGGCGGCAUAUUGCAGAUUUUUCUGUGUUUAGAUCAAGAAGUUAGUUUGUGGCACAUGUUCAGAUGUAGUUUCAUGGUUUCAGUUUAUUUAGUUGCUUUGUUCAUGAUUUGUUUGCAUUCAUUUAGAAAUCCAAACAUUCCCAAAGAGUUUUUAUUUUGAAAGAGAAUUUUCUCAUGGUUUUCACUGACUCUACUGUCAUUCUACUGUCUAGUUGAUCUCAGUAGUAUUACUAUUUUUAAAAUGUUCCCCCCUUAACAACCUUAACCCACAUUAACUGCCUGUACGUUAUUCUGUCAUAUGGUCUCUAAUUAUGGGUUUUUUGUCAUUGGUCUUCAGAAUUAAAUAAAGGUGAAAAAAAAAGUUUGUAGUAAAUGAUUCAGACAUUUAAGAAGUAUUUUUUUAUGAUUAUCCUUCCCACGCAAAUUUUAUAUUUUGUACAAAAGAAUAGACCUCUGUGAUGUAGCCUUAUAUUGAUGUUCCCAGACUUGCACCCACAAGUGAGCUUGAAUGUAUUGAAUUGAUAAACCUACAAUUUUUUUUAAUUGAAAAUGACAAAAAGCCUUGAACUUUCUGAUAUCUAACACUUAUUGGGUAGUAUGGGUGUAUGAGGGAAAAGCUGGAAAUUUUUUAAACUGCGGAAUAUUUCUUAGAAUUUUUUGCGUAAAAUAAUGGAAUUUGCAUGUCCAUUUUUAUACCCAAAUAAAUAUAUAUGCAUAAUUUGUUUAAAUAAAAAUGGUUGCAUUAACAGAUCUGCACGUUAUCUUUUUAAUGUGACCAUUAUAUUUGCACAAAUUAGUAUUUCUGGGAAUUAUACCUAUUCUGAAUGUAAUAUUUGCUCAAUAGUGAAUAGUAAAUUUGUACACCUAGAACUGCUCAAUCAAUGGAAUUAUACUCAGAUAAAUAUCCCACCAAAUAUAUGCACACGUGUGUUAAAAAAUGUCAUUGAAUUAUUCUUGUUGAAAUUUCAAACUUUAUGUUUUCGUAUAUUUAUACAAAAUACAAAUAAUAUUGCAUUUAAACAGUAUUCAGUCAUGCAGACAAUAAUGGCUAUAUUUUUAUAAAAUAUAAAUAUAUACACACAUGUGUAGAUAUGUAUAUAUAUAUAUAUAUAUGUAGUGUUGAAUAAUUAUAAAUUGUUUUGAUGAUUAGCCUAACCAUUAGUUUUCCAUUAAAUUUUAUAACAAAUUAAUUAGGUUACUAAGUUGUCUUACUAAGUAUUUAAAGCAGUUCAAAGCAAGAUUGUAAAAAAAAUGUUUCCGUAGGUGAUUAAGAAAAUCUUUCUCAACAGUGCCUUUUGAUUACAAAAAGUUUUUUUUUCAAAACUCAUCAGUGAUCAAAUGACUUACACAUAAGUACAUAUUUAAUUGCAUACAUACACCCCCAUCGCGGGUUAAAAACAAACACUACAAAAAUAAUUUCCCCAAAGGUUUGUAAAUUAAAUGUACAAACAUUUUUUGCAUGCUUUAACUGUAAAUAAAAUGAUUCUAUUUAUUUAGCAUCAAGUUGCACAAUAGACUUGGAGUUGCCUAAAAUGCAUGCAGAGUAGAUUUGUAUAAUGUAAUGCAUGUUACCGAUAGCAGAACAGAGUAGUUCAUUAUGCUUGUGUGUGUGUGUGUGUGACGUGUGACAACCAUAUGUUAUGUCGAUAGAAGUGGGUGACUUCGAUUCAUCAUUAUUUUAAAUUUAAAUGUAUGUAUCGAUUUUUAAAGGGGUAAUUAAUGAAUUCCCAUUGCAAAAGCAUAAAAAGAUCAACAGUAUUUGACUUUAAGGUAGUAAGUAGUUCAUAAUAUACCCUAGAAAACAAAAAAUACAUUUAGAGAAAAAAAAUUUAACUUAAAAAAUAUGAGUAUAUACUGUAUCUUUUAAUCAACUCAUUGAAUGCCAUUUUUCAUUUGCCUUUGGAAAAGGGGUUUUAAGGAAGAAAGAAUUUACCCGGUAGAUAGUAUUUAGGAUUUAUGCAAUGUUAAAUUGGGCAAUCCAUUAGAUGGUUAUGCAACUUGACAUGCAUGUCAUUACUGAUCAACUUUUGGUACCUAACAAUGUCUUUCUUCUCAUCUUCUCUAUCUUAACACUUAUUUUUCUAAUUAAACUGACCCAUUAUAUUGGAAGUAACGUAUUCUUAACAGAAAAGUAACCAAUUUCUAUUAUUUAUUUCUCAUGUUCACAUUUUAACCCAAUGCUACACUUAACUCUCAACAUAUAUUUUGUUUAAAAAAUUAUUAUAAUAGUAAAUGUAUUUUAAGCAUUUAAUUUUGAAAAACAGGUGUUAAAAUUGUAAAUUUCAUUUAUUCAGUUGAAUACUUAAUUAAACAAAUUAAAAAAAUUUAACAUAACACAAAGGUACAAUGUGAACAUGACAUUGAUGUUUAGAGUUGACCCAAAUGAAUUAACAUUAACAUCUAACACGAAACUAAAACUUUGGCAAAAAGUGCAAAUAGCUCGGCUGUGAUCUGUUCAUUUUAUUAUUCCAACUCUUGUCCAGUAAUUACUUUUACAAUUAUAUGGAAGGAGUGGUCAGUUUUACCAAUACUCAUAUUUAUUCUCCUUUCUUUCUCUGUCCUCUCGUUUAAUGUUACACUUGAAAAUAUAAUAAUAUUUUUUUCAAGUUUGCUAGAUAUCAAGGGUCCACCAAACUUUCUCUCAAACCUAUCAAUUGUUGACUUUAUGCAGGAUUGUUUAGUUUUUUGUUCAAUUUUUUGUUUGGGACCAGGUUGUUCAAGGUGUUGACUAAAGAUUGAGGAGAAAUCCUGUCUUCGUUGUUUGCGUAUCAGAUCCUAAAUGCAUACUGCUCGAGAAUUGUCAGAAGAUUUGAUUUGAUCUAAUUGCAUUAUUUUCUUUCCCAUUGACUUUUGCUCAAAUUCAUAGGAAAUGAAUGUUGUUUUAUACAAACCUGUCAUGGCUGCAACUUCUAAUGUGAUUUUUAAAAACAAUUUAUUGCCACUUAAGAGUCAUUGGUGCUCUAAGAAUAUGUCUGACUGGUUUUAUUUGCUCAAUUUUUGUUCCCUACCUCUGUCAGUGGUUCUCAUAAUAUUGUGUAAUGAAUGAAAUAUUUUAAAAUUCUAAAUUAUUUUGUUUUUUUGUUUUUUGUGGUCUUGAUUCAUUUUGACUAAGUCUGAGAUAUACGACAAAGCUGAUGCCAAUAUGGGCUGUACAGUGACUGAUGAAGCAAAGCUGUGGAAAAUAUAAGCUAUUGUUUUUAAAAGAUAUAUACUCAACAUAUGUGAUGGAUUUUUAUAGGUGGCGUCCAAAAGAUGAGAAGAACAAUAGAAGGUGUGAGGGCUCACCCAUACACUAGAGUUUCAUUGUCAUAAUGUAGCUGAAAGGUUAGUUGAUUUUGUUAACAUAUGCUCAGUCAUCUCAUUCAAUGUCAUCUGCUUUUUUGUUUUUGCAUUCAUGAAACUUUUCUUUCACAGCCUUGUUCCCUUAGUUAGAAAAACCUUUUAUUUUUUGUAUACAAUAUGUAUGUCAAUAGGAUUUUGUUAUUCACCCAAAUCAUGCUGUUUUCAACCACACUCUUUGAUAUUAAAUUAUGUACUUGCAAUAAGAAAUAUUUCCAAUGUUUGGGUCAGAAAAAGAAAUAUUAAAGCAACAAUACAUGUGAAUACUUUGAGCAAAUUUACCUUCAACAGGAGCAUCAUCUUUCCAUAGUUGUAAAAGCUUUUCUGUGCAUGUUGCUCAUGUUAGAAAUUCAAGUCAACUCAUCUUUAAAUGCUCUUAUAGUAAAUAUCUAAGCAGAUUGUGACAGACUAUUGAACGAUACUCCAAAACUAGGAUUCCUAGAUAUUUAAUGAAUUCGUUGUUAUUUGUAAUGGUUGUCAAAUCAAAAUAAACUUGUGCAAUUGUUGUCUAUAUUAUUAUAUAUAUUUUUAGAAAUAAAGCAAUCAUUUAUUUUCCUCAAGUCUUGGUUGGAUAUUUUAUGAUCAGUUGUUUGAAGCGCGGCGCCCCCCCUCUCUUUUCACCCCCAAACAAACUUGAUACUCUUAGCAUACCAUUUGGUGAUGGUAACAUGUUGAUUUAUUCAACAUUUUCAGGACAAAUGGAACAUUUAGAUUUAUAAAGUAACUAUUUGUACCUCAAUUUUCAGUGUUAUAAUAAUUCAUUGUGUAGAAAUUUUACACAUACCUGGUCUGAAUUAUUCAGCAAGUCUUGCAGUAGUUUAACACAAUGUUUUCUUGAUUUCAAAAGUAAACCUUUCAAUAUAUGUACACUUGAGCAAAAUGUAUCUGUACCACAACACUUAAUAAUAAAAAGUAGAAUAAUAAAAGUAAGAAAUUGUUGUGAACAAUAACAUAAAAUCUUUUAAUGUAUGUAAAAAUCAAAUUUUACCUUAACCCUGCCCCUAAUUUAAUUUUAUUUCUAAUACAUAAUUUAAGUGAUAUCUGGAAAUAACACUAAAUGGGAUAUUUUUAUGGUGGUUGUGCUAUGUCUCUAGUUAGGUUCUGAUAAUUACAAAGUUGGAAAUCUAGGCCAAAUUAUUCAAUAGCAUCUUGAGUAUCAACAUUUAAAAAAAAAAUUAUACUCUUACAUUAGCAGAUUAGGGUAGGAAAUGGUAGAAAGCAAAAAUAGAAUGCUUUAUAAAAAAAAAAUGCAUGCAUAUUUUAUUUUUAAAACUUUGUCCCCAAAUCAUUAUUCAGUUCUAUAUUUAUCAAAUUUAACCACCUUUAGCCAAGCCUUUUUAGGUUCAUUUUUUUCUUCCUUCUUCCAUCCCUACUCUGAAAGCAUGAUAUCUUUGCAUGUUUCAUCACAUUGACAUGAUUUUAUUUGCUUACAUGAUUGCCCAUUAUUAUAUACUUUAUCAUCAACAUUGUGGUGCUGAUUUUUUUGGUUGUAAUAUACAAAAACAAUUAAUGCUUUGAGUAUUUUGUUACAUCUUUAGAUGUGAUAAUUAUACAAUGUAAUAAAUUCAGUUUAACCCUAAAGCCUAAUAAUAAAUUAUGCAACCCAUUUAUUCAAUUUACUCUAAACUUGUCAAAUGCUAUUUAAUUGCACUGAUUAUUAAUAAUAUUCUUAAUAAUGAAAUGCUUAUUUAUUUUUUUUUUUUUUUAUUAAACUUCAAAUUGAAUGACCCUUUAAAAACAAAGCUAAAACACACCUUGUAAGGUAAUAAUACUAUUCUAUAGAAAUACUUAAUAGUCACUUGUAUAAUAUCUGUAGCCGAAAUCCACUAACUCCAUUUUUUUUCCAUUUCAUUUUGUUUCAUUAACCAAGCUGGCAACUAACCACCUCGUGCCUUCGUCUCUGUCGGCCGAUCGGUCUGUUUGUGGUGGGGACAAAAUGUUGGCCGGGUCACUCACUUCUGUGCUGCUCUUCUUUCCUGCGGGGGUGUCCUUGUGUUACAAGACAUGCCCUGCCUGCAACCUGUUCUAGCUGCCUUGGACUAACAUGACCAGCGUUGGGAUAGAGGAAGAUCCAAGUGCACAUAUUUAGUUUUUAGUUUUUUUAAUUAUGUCUGUACAGUGAGCGAACAUUUCAACCUGCACCUGCCCACAAUUUGUUCACCUUGUUCUGCAUCCUCAACAAAUUUAUUGACCUUUUAAUAAGUUCUUUUGUAUUAUGGAAUUUUUUUUCAACCCACCUUUUUUUGUACUUUUAUUUGUAUUAUAAUACCAGAUUAACAUGUUGUAUAACCUUAUAAAUUAAAAAAAAAAUGAUUAAAUGCUCAUAACUGCUAAUGCUGGGUUAACAUUGAUUUGGUGUGCUAUGUAAAAUAUAUAAAUAUUUUUUUUUUUCAAAUUGCGAUGUCACUAAAAUUUGGACACACCAUUUCAAUGAGGUUAUUCUGGCUAUGCAGGAUUUUUAAGUGCCUGAAUUUUAUUUCAAACUGCUGCUAACUAUGCUGAGUCUUAGGACACGAGUCUAUUUAAAACUUAAUCCCUUUUUUUUAAAUUUUUUUUUUUAAAUUUUUUUUUAUAAAUACGUUUUUUAAAUAUAAAGUUAAUAAAAAAAAUAACGCCUUGCAAAUUAUAAAUAAAAUGCUGUUUGUAUUUUGAAACCAAUUAUAAAUGGAAUAAAAAAAGUCUUUAAAAAUUUAUUAUUUUUAAAUUAACUAUUAAAUUGCUAAGAUAUAAAAUGAUCCUGUCCUAUGACCCAAGCAUGAUAAUAUUGAUAUUAAACACGAUUGAACUGUUUGUUUGACCACAAGGUGAGCUCUAGAAAGGGGUAUUUUCUUAAUCUCUAAACCUGCAUUGCUAUUGAUAUUAUGGUCAUGUUAAUAUUUUUCUUCAUCAUGUCAUUAAUUUACAUGUUCAAGUGGAAAAAGAGUGAAUGCUUUUCUUACGUUAAGUUUAAAAGCAGCGGAGGAAUAAAAAAUAAAUUUGGUUUUUAACACACACGUAUACACAAAACUAAUCUGUCAACUUGUAACAUAGAAUGUUCUGUAUAUUUAUCAGUAACAAUGUAAUCCUGUAUACAAUGAGAGGUUAGUGACUAAAACACCAUUGUAGUGUUUCUAUUGUAACAUUUGAGAGACCAGUGACAUUAUAGCUAUAAAAUUUGUAUCGUAAUGAUGAAAGGUUAGUGUGCAUGUCUGAGAUGAGAUUCUUUGUACAAAUCAAUUAUUGAUGAUGGGUUGUGUUUUCUUUUAAUUGCCUUGACCGCCCCCC
Molecule: messenger RNA, 56228 nt
Organism: Lymnaea stagnalis (great pond snail)
Lineage: Eukaryota; Metazoa; Mollusca; Gastropoda; Lymnaeidae
Source: the annotation of a GenBank genome assembly